GUUACAACAGAGGAGCUCUGGGGUAAAGUGUGUGUCUCAUUCAUUCACUCUACCUACACACACACACUCCUUCUCUCACACACAGUACACAAUCUACUGUAUGUGAGUGUUGCAACUACCUCUUUUACGGAAUACAAUACAAUAAAAUCCAGAUUCAUUCUUCUCACCUGUGGGCACUUCUAAACUUUUUCGUAGGAAUUUCUUUCUCUCACAACCUGGCAACCCGGAGAGAGCAGCAAGCAGCAGUUGCCAGAACAAGAGGAUGUUUCCUAUCCCUGGAGAGGUAAGUAAGUAGCAAGGCUUUUAGGGGCUCUGUGAGUGGGCCCAUUGCAUUCACUGUUUCUUACUGGGUAUGUGUCAAAUGGCACCCUACUCUUUAUAUAGUUCACUACAUUUGACUAGAAAAGUAGUGCACUAUAUAGGGAAUAGGGUGUCAUCUGGGAAGCACCCACUGUCUCUGCCAGCUCUAAAGGUAACACCCAGCUACAGUCUGGUAAUUGUGGAACAAAUUUGGAAACUGUUAUUUUCUGAACGCGCCGUUCCACUCAAUAUAGUUUUCAAAGAGAGAGAGAUAGAGAGAGACACUGCAGCCAAACUAGCAGAGCUAAUGCAGCUAAAAAGGCGUGGGCAGAAAAUGGAAGCAUUUAUAUCUAUAUAAUGUGUUUAAGGACCCUCUCCCUCACUUUAAGUUCAGGAAUUCAUUGAGAGCUUUUAGGCUGCAAAUUCCCAGCAUUACUCAUGCUUUUAAACAUAAUGUCUGAGGGAAGAGGGGAGUGCAUUGUAGCAUUAAAUAACCUGUUGCAUACUGCUACUGCCACAUCUACACUGGUGUAGAGGUACACUGGUGUAGAGAUGAUGCAUGCACAGGAUCACGCUUAGAAAAAAGGGUUCUAAAAGGGUUCUUUGACUGUCCCCAUUGGAUAGCACUUUUUGGUUCCAUAUAGAACCCUUUUUGGUUCCAGGUAUAACCCUUUUGGGUUCCAUGUAGAACCCUUCUAGAUGGAACCCAAAAGGGUUCAACCUGGAACCAAAAAGGGUUAUUCAAAGGGUUCUCCUAUGGGGACAGCCGAAGAACCCUUAAAGGUUCUAGACAGCAGGAGCACAUGAAGGUCACGGUUGUGUCUGAGAGCUGCAACAUUAUGUGAUGGGACUGGAGUGUACUGUAGGGAACUCCCCAUGUAAAGACAUGUCUGUAUAGAAUAACUAGCAUCAGGAAGUGGUGAAUAAAGGGUAUCUUAAUGAGGCAUUACUUGUUAAUAGUAAGGAUUGUAUUGUAUGUGUGCGUUGGUGCGUGCACGUGUGUGUGUGCGUGCGUGCGUGCACGUGCAUGUGCAUUUCGUGUGCAUGUUUAUCUUGAUGAUAUUACAUAUCCUAAUAUCUGGGAAUCACAUAGACACUACAGCUUGAGGCAGUUGGUGUGUGUGCAUGCAUAAACACAUGUUUUUACAAUAUGUCUGUGCACACACACACACAAACAUACACACAGGCUUGUGUUUCUACCCUAUGUCGGUGUACACACACACUAUGUCUGUGUGUAUUUGUGUGUGUGUGCGUGUGUCUGUGUGUGCCUUUUCACUGCUCCCAAUUUCACACCUACAGGGAUAAUCCUCUGUGAAGUGGAAAAUGCCAUUAUGUAGAAAUAGCUGACAUGGGGGGGGGCUGUAAUACACUAACUGGGGCCAAACAGACACAAUACCCUCUACAGUGCUACGGUGAGGAUACCAGGCUGGACACAAGCGAUUGCAUUGUGAGAGAGUUGCAGGGACGUUGUCAGAGGUUGCUGAGUGCUGCUGACCUGUUUGUGAGUGUAGCCUUUGCAGAAAUGCCCCUUCUGCAUCUUCAGAGUGAGGCCUGGUCCAUUGCUGAUUAAGAGUCCAAAGCUGUGUACACUUACAUCAUUGCAGACCUUGGUCAGUACAGUACAUAAUAUGUCAAGUACUUUCAAAUGCUUGAAAGUACUUGAGCUACAGAUGUCUUCACAGUGUGACUUGGGGAAAGAUGUAGGGAAAGUUCCAACGUGCAACACCAACCCAGGAUUAGUACAAAGGCCUACUUUACACAGAGAGAUACACUUUAUUCAGCAGAUGACUCAUAAGGGAGCCCCAGAUUAAGCCUACUCCUGAAGAAAAAUAAGCACUUUCAAUGGAGACUCACCAUUGAGCUUUUUCAGUCUAGGAAAAGGGUCGGGGAAACCAACCCUUACUGUAGAAGGAUGUGCUUGUUGCAACCCAGUUUGCCUUACUGUCUGUGGCUUGGGACUAUGACAUACAGAUCUUCAUUUGAUCACUCCUUUGUUGCUGAGAAUUUUCAAACUUGUAGUUUAUUUGAGUUUUAAAAAGGCUUCAAAAGUAAUUUCCACUUUGAAAUUUCAGACUUAAUUUUCCCUAAUGAGAAAUGUAUCAAUCCCAACAAAAAUGUCCAUUAAUUAUAAUCCACAUAAUAAUUCACAUGUCCUGUUGCUGCAGGAUUAUGUUCCUGUUAUAGCAAGCUGCCCAAAUGAAGAUCCUACAUCUGUAAGAUGAUGUCAGGUUUCUACAACUUCAAGUUUCUACACUUUAACAUGUAAAGUAUGUAGCAGGAUACAAGCAGAGACAGGACUGGCUUGGAUUGGUAUGUGAAUGGAGAGGUGUUGUGCAGUGUAACCUCUGGCAGCUCUCCCAUCUGAGUGGCUGUAAACUCAACAUGCCUCUCAAACAAUCAAACGCCCUGACGUUAUCUUGGCCUGUAUUACCCAUAGAAAUGCAUUGAAUAACAUUCAUAAAUGGCAAAUAAUACAGUCAAAAAAUAAGUCAUAAGGAAUAAGGUUUUGAAGUGUCUGUCCUAUAUCUGGGAGAUAUAAGAUAGCUCAGAAAAUAUAUAUAUAAAAAAAUUGACAUAUUUAACCCCUUAUUUUUGUUGGCGCAAAACUACCUCCAUACUUCCAUUCGUUUGUAUGGGUUACCUUCAGACAAGUCCUGUGACACUUGUGGGGGUCGUAGAGCAAAACUGAGAACACCAUUGUGUUCGUGACAGUCUAUCCUUUCCAUGGAGUAGUCAUAAUAUAGGCCAAACAAUUUGGACGCUACAGACAUUUUCGUGAGAAGACAGUUUUUUGGGAUGUCUCAUGGUCUGACAAACACCGCUGUAACUCGGCCAUCUCCCACCACAGAUGCGGAAGGCCGACGUACCCGGAUGCGGUGGAUUGAGACUCAGCCCAUGCAAAACCCCUGAUAUCUCCAGCUUAAACUGACAGAUUUUGAUGGGAUUUUUUAUUUAUUAUGUUACUCAGAUUGACCCAGGGGGUGCGUCAAUAGACUCUUAAGGAUCAGAAAUGUUGUCUUUUAAAUGUAUCUGAAGCGUUGUCUUUGCAGAAGCACCUUUAAUGUCACGUCAGCAAAGCAGAUAGAAAAUUACAAUUGGCCUGAAAUGUAGAGUAGCCUUGAGGGUAGCUCUCCUUCCUUGGACUCGAUGACCUGGAAUGUAGAGUAGCCUUGAGGGUAGCUCUCCUUCCUUGGACUCAAUGACCUGGAAUGCAUCCACUUUCUCUUCUGAAGGGAGUGUGUGUGUGUGUGUGUGUGCAUUCAUGUUUUAGUGUGUGUGUGUGUACGCAUUCAUGUUUUAGUGUGUGUGUGCGUGCGUGCGUGCGCGAGUCUCCUGAAGGGAGAGAUUGUUUCCUCCAAUCAUUAACCUUGGAAUGCAGACCCAAUUUACCUUCAUAGACAGUUAAUACUUAUUCUUUCGCAGGCCUGAUUACUGGGAGGAAUGCUUAGGUUUUCACCAGACACACUUCUCCUCUUUGAAAUGUAUUGCUAAAGUGCAUGGCCGUGACAUGUAUUUUAAUGCAAAGGAAACCAUAUUUCAGGGUCUGGUCACAGAGAACCUCCUAUCUAUUAGAUUGUAGAUUAUGGACCACAUAAAGAAACGCUGACACACACACACGCACAUACACACACCACACAUAUACAAACACACACGUGGACGCACACACUCACACAUCGACACACACAUACACAGAUGCGUGCACAGGUGGAGAUAAGAACUGGACACGGAAGUCUGUUACUACAGAUUUGCUUUGGUGUCGCGAUCAAACGCAACAUGCACACACACACACACACUGGUUGGCAGGAGGAUAUUGAUUGUACACACACGUGGGUUAUAUUACAGAUUUGCUAUAGGGUCAGGGUGUCCACACACACCACACACACACACACACACACACACACACACACACACACACACACACACACACACACACACACACCACACACACACACACACACACACACACACACACACACACACACACACACACACACACACACACACACACACACACACACACACACACACACACACACACACACACACAAGAAACAAUUAGCUAUGGUGUCUUAGCCUAGCUCAGGGAUUAAUCAGACCUGGUCUGUGAGUUCCAGGGCUAUGAGUGGGAGAAGGCCUCAGGUCUGGGGGUCCGUGGCAGGCCAGGUAGGCCCCAAAGCCGAGGUAGAUGCUACGGCUCCCAUUCCAGAUUACCUUGAUUUUGAGGGGAUGGUUAUACAGUCUAGACUAUAUGGAAUAUAAUGAUAAGGACCAGGAAGUUGGCUUGGAAAAAAUCUGGGCCUUACAGUGCAUUCUGAAAAUAUUCAGACCCCUUGACUUUUUCCACAUUUUGUUACGUUACAGCCUUAUUCUAAAAUUGAAUUUAAAAAAAUGUUCCCCCUCAUCAAUCUACACACAAUACCCCAUAAUGACAAAGCAAAAACAGGUUUUUAGAAAUUGUAACAAAUGUAUUAAAAAUGUUAAACUGAAAUAUGACAUUUACAUAAGUAUUCAGACCCUUUACUAAGUACUUUGUUGAAGCACCUUUGCAGCGAUUACAGCCUUGAGUCUUCUUGGGUAUGACGCUACAAGCUAAGGUAUUUAUGUUUUUAAUUUUUUAUGCAUUUUCAAAAAUGUCUAAAAACCUGUUUUCACUUUGUCAUUAUGGAGGUAUUGUGUGUAGAUUGAUGAGGAACAUUUUUUAUUUAAUACAUUUUAGAAUAAGGUUGUAAUGUAACAAAAUGUGGAAAAGGUCAAGGGGUCUGAAUACUUUCCGAAUGCACUGUAGUUAUAGGCUGUAACAGGACCUGUAUAGUGAUAUAUUAGUGUUGUUCACUGUGAGAUGGUGAAUGUUCAUUGUGCCUAAUUGCUUAGCUUGUUUCAAGGGAGCUGUCAACAGUCUCCAUAGUAACAACCUUGGUACUGACGUGUUGUAGACGGGAGUAUAUUCAUGGUCAUGUGCACAAAUAGGAGUCCUGCUGUGAAGCCUUGAUCAUGCAGGUUUCUUCCAAAGUGAACAUUCAUUAGGGGUCCACAAUGUGGUAGCAAUUUUCAACUGUGUGAAACAACGCACUGACUGUUAGCUACUGAAAGGGACGGGCAUGAUUCACCAUCUGAAAUGUCAUGGCUUUGAUAUGAUUUCGUGAAUAUUUUACAAUCGGGAUGGUUCUCAGUUCCUUAGAGCAUGGUGUUGAUUCCUGCAUAGGCCACAAAUUAGUCAGCUGAAUGUAGUUAUAUGUAGGUGUAGCAGAGAUUAUUGUGAAUCAUACUCUCACGAAGAGAUAGCCCUGCCUGAGACUUGUAAGGCCAAUUGGCUCCCUCAGACCUUGAGGAUGUCCUCCUGCUGGCCUAACCUGCUGAACAAUUUGAUUCAACAUAUGAUAGUGUUAUGAACACUCAUGUAUGGGCCUUGUUUAACUGUUUAACUUUGUUGGUUUCAGAAAAGAGAAAAGAGUCUGAGCUGAAUCUUAAAGAGGAGUGGAUCUGUCGGAGGAAAUCUUGGGAGAGGAGGACCAGGAACAGGAGAGAAGAGGAGGAGAAGGAGGGAUAUAAGAGGAGAGGACAGAGCAUGGGCCACUCCUGCUUGUGGAUUUUUAUGCUGUCCCUGUCUCUCUCCCACCAGGAGGUCACUGCACAGGCAGAAGGUAUUGGAUUUGACCUCUCUUUCUCUCUCUCCAUCCCUCUCUCUGCCUCUCUCUCUCUCUCCAUCCCUCUCUCUGCCUCUCUCUCUCUCCCCCUCUCUCUGCCUCUCUCUCUCUCCAUCUCUCUCUCUGCCUCUCACUCUCUCAUCCCUCUCUCUGCCUCUCUCUCUCUCUGCCUUUCUCUCUCUCUCUCUCCAUCUCUCUCUCUCUCCAUCCCUCUCUCUCUCCCUCCCACUCCCUGUCACCAUUUCUCUCCUGACCAUUCCCUUUCUUCAGCUUUCUCAACAUGUCUCUCUCUCUCUCUGUCUUUCUUCCCCCCUCUCUCUCUCUCUCUCUCUCUCUCUCUCUCUCUCUCUCUCUCUCUCUCUCUCUCUCUCUCUCUCUCCUCCUCUCUCCAUCCUGUCUGUCUCCUCCUCUCUCCAUCCUGUCUGUCUCCUCCUCUCUCCAUCCUGUCUGUCUCCUCCUCUCCCCAUCUUGUCUGUCUCCUCCUCACUCCAUCCUGUCUGUCGCCGUCCUGUCUGACUCCUCCUCUCUCCAUCCUGUCUGUCUCCUCCUCUCUCCAUCCUGUCUGUCUCCUCCUCUCCCCAUCCUGUCUGUCUCCUCCUCUCUCCAUCAUGUCUGUCUCAUCCUCUCUCCAUCCUGUCUCUCUCCUCCUUUCUCCAUGCUGUCUGUCUCCUCCUCUCCCCAUCCUGUCUGUCUCCUACUCCCUCCAUCCUGUCUGUCUCCAUCCUGUCUGACUCCUUCUCUCUGCAUCCUGUCUGUCUCCUCCUCUCCUCAUCCUGUCUGUCUCCUCCUCUCUCCAUCCUGUCUGUCUCCAUCCUGUCUUUCUCCUUCUCUCUCCAUCCUGUCUGUCUCCUCCUCUCCCCAUCCUGUCUGUCUCCUCCUCUCCCCAGCCUGUCUGCCUCCUCCUCUCCCCAUCCUGUCUGUCUCCUCCUCUCACCAUCCUGUCUGUCUCCUCCUCUCUCCAUCCUGUCUGUCUCCUCCUCUCUCAAUCCUGUCUGUCUCCUCCUCUCUCCAUCCUGCCUUUCUCCUCCUCUCCCCAUCCUGUCUGUCUCCUCCUCUCCCCAUCCUGUCUGUUUCCUCCUCUCCGCAUCCUGUCUGUCUCCUCCUCUCUCCAUCCUGUCUGUCUCCAUCCUGUCUGUUUCCUCCUCUCUCCAUCCAGUCUAUCUCCUUCUCUCUCUAUCUUGUCUGUCUCCUCCUCUCCCCAUCCUGUCUGUCUCCUCCUCUCCCCAUCCUGUCUGUUUCCUCCUCUCCGCAUCCUGUCUGUCUCCUCCUCUCUCCAUCCUGUCUGUCUCCAUCCUGUCUGUCUCCUCCUCUCUCCAUCCAGUCUAUCUCAUUCUCUCUCCAUCCUGCCUGUCUCCUCCUCUCUCCAUCCUGUCUGUCUCCUCCUCUCUCCAUCCUGUCUGUUUCCAUCCUGUCUGUCUCCUCCUCUCUCCAUCCUGUCUGUCUCCUCCUCUCUCCAUCCUGUCUGUCUCCAUCCUGUCUGUCUCCUCCUCUCUCCAUCCUGUCUAUCUCCUUCUCUCUCUAUCCUGUCUGUCUCCUCCUCUCCCCAUCCUGUCUGUCUCCUCCUCUCUCCAUCCUGUCUUUCUCCUCCUCUCUCCAUCCUGUCUGUUUCCAUCCUGUCUGUCUCCUCCUCUCUCCAUCCUGUCUGUCUCCUCCUCUCUCCAUCCUGUCUGUCUCCUCCCUCUCCAUCCAGUCUGUCUCCUCCUCUCUCCAUCCUGUAUUUCUCCUUCUCUCUCUAUCCUGUCUGUCUCCUCCUCUCCCCAUCCUGUCUGUCUCCUCCUCUCUCCAUCCUGUCUGUCUCCUCCUCUCUCCAUCCUGUCUGUUUCCAUCCUGUCUGUCUCCUCCUCUCUCCAUCCUGUCUGUCUCCUCCUCUCUCCAUCCUGUCUGUCUCCUCCCUCUCCAUCCUGUCUGUCUCCUCCUCUCUCCAUCCUGUCUGUCUCCUCCUCUCUCCAUCCUGUCUGUCUCCAUCCUGUCUGUCUCCACCUCUCUCCAUCCUGUCUGUCUCCUCCUCUCUCCAUCCUGUCUGUCUCCUCCUCUCCCCUCCUGUCUGUCCUCCUCUCCAUCCUGUAUGUCACCUCCUCUCUCCAUCCUGUCUGUCUCCUCCUCUCUCCAUCCUGUCUCUCUCCUCCUCUCCCCAUCCUGUCUGUCUCCUCCUCUCUCCAUCCUAUCUGUUUCCUCCUCUCUCCAUCCUGUCUUUCUCCUCCUCUCUCCAUCCAGUCUGUCUCCUCCUCUCUCCAUCCUGUCUGUCUCCUCCUCUCCCCAUCCUGUCUGUCUCCUCCUCUCCCCAUCCUGCCUGUCUCCCCCUCUCCCCAUCCUGUCUAUCUCCUCCUCUCUCCAUCCUGUCUGUCUCCUCCUCUCCCCAUCCUGUCUGUCUCCUCCUAUCUCCAUCCUGUCUAUCUCCUCCUCUCUCCAUCCUGUCUGUCUCCUCCUCACUCCAUCCUGUCUGUCUGUCUCCUCCUCUCUCCAUCCUGUCUGUCUCCUCCUCUCCCCAUCCUGUCUGUCUCCUCCUCUCUCCAUCCUGUCUGUCUCCUCCUCUCUCCAUCCUGUCUGUCUCCAUCCUGUCUGUCUCCUCCUCUCUCCAUCCUGUCUUUCUUCCUCAUGCUUCGUCUAUCUGUCUCAGACACUAGUGCUAGACUAAAUAAUGUCCAUAUGUCCAGUAUGUCUACACACCUGGAUGGAUUGGCAGGUAGACAGUGAGGCAAACUCAGACACAAUGUUGUUUCUCCUCUUCUAUUGUUAGACAGGGCAUUCUGAACAUCUGGCAGUCUCCUGUUCACCACUGUCUGUCAGACUACAGUCCACUGUCUGACAGACAGUCAAAUCACGGCCUUAGGUUUGGUACUGUACAUCGCACCUGGGUGAAAUACAUAUGUCAAAUAUUUUCUAAUACUUGAGCUGGGCUUCAUUUGGUUUGGCCGGUACAUCGGAACAAAUGGCAUAGUCCCAAAAGUGCAAACUUCAAGCUAAAUCAAACACGUCUGCUAGAGGUUUACUGUACACAGCUUCAGAUGUUCUUGGAUACCAUGGAAGAUUAAAUUAGCCAAUCAGAUGGUUAAGGUUGACUCUCAGGGUGGAAUCUGAUUGGCAGCCAGUGAUGCAUUUUUUGUACUUUCCAACUAUUGUAAUGAAACAACAUUUGUGCAACACCUAACAACCUCAUCACGUGUUUCUGACCUUUCAGUGUAAUGGCUAAGGUGCUGGACUGACAAUCGCAGGGACCUGGGUUUGAGUCCCGAUCAGGCUUCCCCUUGAAUUUGCUGCAGUACUAUAAUUCUGUGCUUACAGUGUUUGACUGACAGAAGGUUUUAGAGUCAACAUGAUUUAAACCCCAACGUCAAUUACUCUCAUGUUCUGUGAGAUUAAAUGCAUUUAAAUAUUUUUAAAUUCGGCCCUCAUGUUAUCCUUUCCCCAAAGUAGAUCUUAGAUGGUGCGCAGGUGGAUUCUUGUCAAAUACACCAGCCUGGCUCAAGACUAUAGCCUGUAUGGAAAGUUAUCAUUGGAGUACGAACAGUUGUCAUUCUUGGGGCUUGUUCUGUUUUGUCAAGGAUUCACACAUGGAUCCAAGUUAUUAUGUUCCAAUAUUAGAAUGUAGUGAAUGAACAAUGAAUAGACUAUUGACUGUACUGUAUCGCUAGAUUAUGGUAUGUAGCAACUAGGUAGACAACAGUGGACAGGUACUGAACUAUAAUGACCCUUCACCAUGUGUUGUCUAGCCAUUCUAGGCAUGUGGUUCUCACCUGCCAGUACAGACACAGUAUAGAGUCUGGACAAUUGAUAUUUUUCUCCUCAGUCUGUCUGUCUAUCUGUCUGUUUGUCUGUCUGGAAAAUAUAUAUUUUCCCGCUCUGUCUGCCUUUCCGUCCGUCCGUCCUUCCUUAAGUCAGUCUGUCUGUCCAUCCGUCCUCCAGUCCGCCAGUCCUUCUGUCCGUCUGUCUGUCCGUCCUUCAGUCAGUCUGUCCGUCCAUCCGUCCACCAGUCUGUCUGUCCGUCCUUCAGUCCGUCAGUCUGUCUGUCUGUAUUUCAGUCCUUCAGUCCGUCCGUCAGGGUUUCAGUCAGUCUUUCAGUCCUUCAAUCCGUCAGUCUAUCUGUCCGUCCUUCCUUCAGUCCGUCAUUCAGUCCUUCAGUCAGUCCUUCAGUCCUUCAAUCCGUCAGUCUAUCUGUCCGUCCUUCCUUCUGUUUGUCAGUCUGUCCUUCAGUCCGUCAGUCAGUCCGUCCGUCAGUCAGUGAAUGCUUUGCUGCUUCUCUGCUGCUGUGUUCCAUAGUUCACGUCCUCCAUUUGGAGGGUAAAAAGUUUACACUGAUACUACAUAUUAUACUAAACUAAUGGAAGAACUUUCAUGCCCUGGCUUGGUUUGCUGCCUUUGUGAAGCUUGACUUAGGAACCGUGCUUGGUGCUGACUCACACUGUCGUUUCCCAUGACCUGUGAAAGUUCAUUACAUGGCAAUGUGGCCAGAGGCAGUGGAGGCAGUUUGUCGGUGUAGUCUCCCAAAUGGUUCCGUGUGAUACUUAGUCUCCUGACUCCUGUGGAAUGCAGGAUAUAGUUUUGUGAACAGGAGCAGAGUGUUGGUCCACGUUGAGUCGGGACAUAUGUCACCCCCACUGAAUCCUGGGACGGUGGCCAAGGAAGGGUAGGAUAAAAGAGGAGAGGAAAGGUGAGGGAGUGAAAUAAAGGCCAAGGGGAAAGGAGAGAGGAUGAGUUAUCACCAUACAGCACAAUCACUGGACCUGAUCUGACCUGAUCUUCUAUUCCCUGUUGUAAUCUAUUCUGUCACAGUGUGGUUUAUUGCAUAUGUAAUACUGGGGCACUGACAGGGAGAAUGUGUGUGUAGACUGUUCAUGUGUGUGUGUGUGUGUAUGUGUGUGUGUGAGUAGGUGGUUGGUAGGGUAAUCGGGGUGUGUGCGAGAGAGUGUGUGGCUAAUAUGGCAAGUAAUAUGGUUCAUAUAGUGGGUGUGUCCGCCACAAACACAUUUACAUCCAUUACCAUGCAAACAUGUGUGCAUCUUUUCAAGUGUGUGUGUUUAUGCGGAGAGAACCAACACCUAUUCAACCGCCCAGUGUGUGUCUGAGUGGACGUGGUGUGUGUCUGAGUGGACGUGGUGUGUGUCUGAGUGGACGCAGGGGCUGGUCCCACUUGGGGCUCUGUAUGUUGUUGUUCUAAGCCUUCCUCAUUGCUGUUCUAAAGUUUUAUUGCUGGAGUGUUCAGAAUAUUGAUGGUCUCAAAUAUUCAACGCCUCACUUGUGUGCCAUUAAACAUUCAUAGGAGCCUUGUGGUGCUCUGACUGUGACAGCAGAAGGUUGGCCAUGGAAAUGUAUUACCUGCCGAGGCAGGUAGCCUAGCGGUCUCUGGUUCAAAUCCCCGAGCCGGCAAGUUGUAAAAAUCUGCCGUUCUGCCCUUGAGCAAGGCAGUUAACCCACAACAACAACUGCUCUUCGGGCAUCGAUGCUGUCAAUUAAGGCAGCCCCCUGCACCUCUUCGAUUCAGAGGGUUUGGGUUAAAUGGGGAAGGUUGUGCAACUGAUUAGGUAUCCCCUUCCCUUUUUGAUGGAGGUAUACCUCCACCUUGUGGUAGAAUGGGGAAACACUGUUGACAGAGCAGCAGGGUGAAGUUACAUUUUAGUCAUUUAGCAGACGCUCUUAUCCAAAGCGACUUACAGGAGCAAUUAGGGUUAAGUGCCUUGCUCAAGGGCACAUCGGCAUAUUUUUCGCCUAGUCGGCUCGGGGAUUAGAACCAGCGACCUUUCAGUUACUGGUACAACGCUCUUAACCACUAAGCUACCUGCCGCCAAGUUGACCCUAGAUGCUGAUUGUGGGUCAGUUUUGCAUUUUCGCCACUAAUGUUUAAGGUUAGCUUCCAAUUGGCUCAUUCAUCCCCCCUCCUCUCCCCUGUAACUAUUCCCCAGGUGGUUGCUGUGAAUGAGAAUGUGUAAAAUAAGGGUUAAAUGAAAUACAAAUAAAAUUAGCAUCGGGAAAGAGGAAACUGAAAUCCUAGAUCUGUACCUAGUGGAAACUUCACCCUGGAGCGUGGACAGAAACAGAUCAAUUGAGUUGGUGCUUGAUUUAGCCAGCAUUGGCACCAGUACAGUUCAUCCUUUUCUGGUUUCACAGAGAAUAAAACAUGAAAGGUGGAAGAGCAGGUGAAAUAAAGCUACAUUAAAGGAAGGAGAAGGCUUUGGAAUUCAGUUUGAAUAAAGACAGUCUUUUUCUUCUUGGUUUUGCCUUCUAUUCUCUAAUGAAAUGACAGGUGCCAACACUCAGUUCAUCUGGCCUUCAUUGUGCCCCGAGGCUGAGAGAAAUCCCACUCAACUAAAAUAUUUAAUGGAAUUGAUGCAGAGACGUACAUACUGAAUGCAGACUGAUAUAUAGACAUCCCUGCAGGAAAUCUAGAAUCCUCCAACCCGGAUUUCUGGAAAACAUGAGAAUUUUGGGAAAGUUAAUGGAAUUUUGCAACCCUAACACUAAACCAGCCAUAUAUCUGUUCUUCCCCCAGCAUGUCGGACGGCAGAGCCUGCAGACCUUGUGUUCUUGGUGGAUGAGUCUUGGGGCGUGGGCCAGACCAGCUUCUCCUGGGUUAAAGACUUCAUCUCGGCCAUCAUUAAUUCCUUUCAGGACAGUGUGGUGGGGUCCGAGGGCAUUCGCUUUGGAGUCACCGUCUACGGAGAUAUACCCAGGUCUCUAUGGUUAGGUCUGCAGGGUUGGGCAAUGUUAUCCGCAAAGAGCAAAGGUUACUUAGGAACAUUUAUGUAUUUACGUUCCUCUAUCCCUCUCCCCAGGGGUUGGAAAUCUGACCCUGCAAAAGCCAAUGUGGGUGCAGGCUUUUGGUACACCUGAUUUAACUAAUUAACUAGUCAUAGUCUUCAAUAAUUAGUUGAAUCAGCCAAUAAUUGGUGUUACUGCUUUGGCUGUGUCUAAAACCUCUUCAGUGAAUUCCUAAAGACUUCAGUUCAGAGUUCAAAGAAGCUCAGGGACUUUUGUUCUGUCUGUGUUAGGCUCCAUAGAGCCUCACUGCUAAUUUUCAUUUUUACAUUUUAGUCAUUUAGCAGACGCUCUUAUCCAGAGCGACUUACAGUUAGUGAAUGCAUACAUUUUCAUACUAAUCAGUCUAGACUGGCUGAUCCACCCACAACCCAGGAAUGACUCUUCUCUCUCUCUCUCUCUCUCUCUCUCUCUCUCUCUCUCUCUCUCUCUCUCUCUCUCUCUCUCUCUCUCUCUCUCUCUCUCUCUCUCUCUCUCUCUCUCACUCUCUCACUCACUCUCUCACUCUCUCUCUCUCUCUUUCUCUGUCUCUGUCUCUGUCUCUGUCUCUCACUGUCUCCAGGAUGCGUAUUGCCCUAACAGACUACAGCAGUCUAGAGGAGGUCCUGAGGGCAGUGAAGGACCUCCCCUUUGAAGGCGGGGCCAGUCGAACGGGCGACGCCCUCCAGUUCCUGGUGGAUUAUGUCUUCAGUGCGGCUAUCACCAGGGACAAUACCCCCAAGGUUAACUACUGUACAUCUCAUGAGAUUGCUAUAUCAUAUGUGGUUCCUGGGAUGUUAAACACUUCUCCAGGCGUUGUGAGAUCUGAUAGUUAGCAACCACAGGAGGUUGGUGGCACCUUAAUUAGGGAGAGCGGGCUUGUGGUAAUGACUGGAGCGGAAUCAAUGGAAUGGUGUCAAAUACAUCAAACACAGGGUUUCCAUGGUUUCCAUGUGUUUGAUGCCAUUCCAUUUGCUCCGUUCCGGCCAUUAUUAUGAGCCGUCCUCCCCUCAGCAGCCUCCACUGUUAGCAACUGCACUUCUCCUUGAAGUGUUACACUGCACCUGCUAUAACAUGUCAGUCAUUGAGAUUCUUCGCAGCCCUGCAAGUCACACACACACACACACACACACUGCAAGUCAUGCUGAAGCACAGCUGAUGUGGCAGAGAGAGAGAGCAGGAUUAGGUUGACAUAUUUUAUUUCACCACUCGGAAGGCUGAGCACACACACCGUAGCCACAUCAGGUGCAUAUUGAUGUGCUCUCACCCCCCCCCCCCCCCCCCAUCGAUUGGGGCCUGAACUUUCGACAAACUGCAGUGAAUUUUUCAUAAUGGGGAAUUAUCAUUCCGUUGUGUUUUAAGUCUCACACUGCGCUAUUGCAUUAUGCAUGCAAUUAUGAGUUAAAACAUGUCAAAUAUCUCUAAGGACAGAGCUUGUUUUUUGUGUGCAUGGUAAUGUGGUAUUUCCAAUAAGGGCAAGUGUACUCCCUAUGAAGGAAGAUCUAGUUAAUCUAGUUCUAUGCUAUUGUGUGUUGCUUUUAAAAUACUAAUUUUCAUAUUUCCUAUGAGAACAGGUCUCGUUAGUCCAUUUCUAUGUUAUUGUGUUUCGCUAUUGAAAAUACUCAUUUAGGUAUUUCCUCUUAUUUUAAUUAUUUUUAAUUUUACCUUUAUUUAACUAGGCAAGUCAGUUAAGAACAAAUUCUUAUUUACAAUGACGGCCUACACCAGCCAAACCCGGACGACACUGGGCCAAUUGUGCGCCGCCCUAUGGGACUCCCAAUCGCGGCCGGUUGUGAUACAGCCUGGAAUCGAACCAGGGGGUCUGUAGUGAUGCCUCAAGCACUGAGAUGCAGCGCCUUAGACCGCUGCGCCACUCUUAGGGCGGGUCUAGUUUGUCUAGUUCUAAGCAAUUGUGUGUUAAUAUUGAAAAUACCCUUUCAGUAAAUACGGAUUGUAGUUGUAUAUUCUGGUAGAACUGUAACAUAGAACUAGUUUGAUUCGAUUUUCCAUGUUGUUUGCAGAUUGCUGUUCUGAUCACAAACGGCCGUUCGGAUGACCAGGUGGAUGGGCCGGCCAAGGCUGUCACAGACAGUGGCAUCUCUAUCUACGCAGUGGGUGAGUCUGGAACGCUGUGAUUGUAUAUUCAUAAAACAUCCCUGCAGCGUCCUGGAGAUGUUAUCCAGCCUACCUAUCUGCAGUGCCUUAGGUGAGAAAUGAAUGUGGUAUUCAUGGAAUGUCAUUGAAGUGUGUGUGCGUGGAUUUGCAAGUGUGUGAUUAUGUGUGUGUUGAGCUUACGCGUGUGCCUCUGUGUAUCAGUGACCGUGUGUCCAUAAGUGUUUGUAAGUACUGCAUAUUGCUUACACUUCAUGCGCUACAUGACCUAUCUACCAGUGUGUGACUGCACACACUACAAAGCCAUACAUUGUCAUGUGCAGUGAGUGUGUCUCUGCUGUCCUUAGCCCAGAGACGGGAAAAAAUUACAGCUCAUUAGCCAGUGGUGAGCUAAUUACGGUGAUUUUUCAUCAGGCUUUUCUGUGCACCCCCUCCCCCCUGACACGGAGGCCAGGUCCUGGCAAACAUCAUCCCCAUAGAGGGAAGCAUCAAUCUGAUCAGCUAGCUGGUCUCUGUCUGACACAGCUGGACAGAGCCAGCUAACUCAAGUACUACAUAGUACACUACACCGCUAGAGCAGGGGGAGGUGAUCUGGCAGCGCCUUAUGGUGUGUGUGUCUGUGGUGGGGGGGGGGGGGGGGGGGGGGGGGGGGGGGGAUUGUGUGUGUGUGCGUGCAUGUGAGUGUGUGUGUGUGUGCAUGCAUGUGAGUGUGUGUGUGUCUGCGUGCAUGUGGUGUAUGUGUGUGUCUAAGGAUAUAUCUCUCAUCUCAGCAUAUUGCAUGAGCUCCAUCACUCUAAACCCCUUGACACUCUCUAAUAGCAUGAGCAGUUAACAGAACAUUGUGUCUCGCUAAUCAUAUUUAGAAUGGAACAAGAUUCACUUAAUGCGCUGUACAGUACUUUGCCAUGACAAAUGGACACUAUGAUAGAUCAAUGCUAACUAAUGAACGAAAUUAAUAGAUAGAUAUACUAGAUAGGAGCGACUAGGACUGAAUGGAUUAACUCUCUCUCUAGUAGUCUGAAAACAUUAUAUCUUGUAGUUUUUUUUGCACUGCUGAAUGCUUUUGUGGUGCCAUAUUGGAUGUACUGAAAAGAUCCUAUAGAUUUUACAACUAUGUCCGUUCUAGCUUUUCUAUUUCUAUGCUUCUCCUAGGGGUGAGAGGAGCUGAUGAAUCAGAGCUGAGGAAGAUUGUGACCGAGCCCCAUGAGGAACACCUGUUGCUAGCCGCUGACUUCUCUCUCCUGGAUCCUCUCCUGCCCAAACUGUCCCGAAGAAUCUGUUUCACCGCCUCUGAACCCCCACGCCCCAUCAAACACACCCCGGCCGGUGAGAAUUAGCUCCAACCACUGUUCCAGGAUCAGAUUACUCACCUCCAAUCGUAACCCUAACCAUUAGAGGGGUGAAAAUAAUCUGACCCUGUAUCAGUGGUUAAGGGCAACUUUGAAAGUACCUACUCCUGAGAAUGCCCAGAGAUGUACUGCUAUGCUGAACAUUAGCUCCCUCAACAUAGGUACGUUUGUGUAGUGUGGCUAGAUGGCAGCUGUACUGGCCAUGGCCAUUGUAUAUGCGGAUACAUUUAAACAUGUUCUUUUGUUUAGUGGUGUCUGGUGCAUACUCUGUGUGCUCUUCAUGUUUCAACCCCUAUCUGUCCUUCUCUCCCCUCCAUCCUUCUCUCCAUCCUUCUCUCCACUCCAUCCUUCUCUCCAUCCUUCUCUCCACUCCAUCCUUCUCUCUCUCCUUCUUUCCACUCCAUCCUUCUCUCCACUCCAUCCUUCUCUCCACUCCAUCCUUCUCUCUCUCCUUCUCUCCACUCCAUCCUUCUCUCCACUCCAUCCUUCUCUCCACUCCAUCCUUCUCUCCACUCCAUCCUUCUCUCUCUCCUUCUCUCCACUCCAUCCUUCUCUCCACUCCAUCCUUCUCUCCAUCCUUCUCUCCACUCCAUCCUUCUCUCCACUCCAUCCUUCUCUCCACUCCAUCCUUCUCUCUCUCCUCCCUUCUCUCCACUCCAUCCUUCUCAUCCUCUCUCCAUCCUUCUCUCUCCUUCUCUCCACUCCAUCCUUCUCUCCACUCCAUCCUUCUCUCCACUCCAUCCUUCUCUCUCUCUCCUUCUCUCCCCUCCAUCCUCUCUCUCCCCCAUCAGUGGAGGAGCGUGUGGUGGGUCCCCGGGACCUCCAGGUGAGUGAGCUAACCUACAGCAGUCUCAGGCUGACCUGGAGCCAGGCCACCGGGGACGUCACCGGCUACCGCCUCCUGGUCACCCCCCUCAGCCCCAAGGGACAGCUGCUGCCCAGCCUGCAGACACAGGUGAGGGGGAGGGGUUUGUUUAGUGGUUGAGAUGUUGUGGUAAUAACGGUGGCUAAAUUCUGAAUGCCAGCUCAGAUGAUGGGCUAAAAUAGGAUAUUAGGUGUCAAACCACCUGGGUAAAUGCUGAAUGCCAGCUCAGACAAUGGGCUAAAAUAGGAUAUUAGGUGUCAAACCACCUGGGUAAAUGCCUGGUCAAUUCAGUUUUUCAAUUCAGUCAGGAAUUUAAUUGAAAACACUUGAAAACAAUUGACUGAAUUGGAAACUGAACUGACCCGAAAUCUUGUUGGGAGGGUAAGGAGUGAGCUGAGAUAAGUGAACCUGGUAGGGGGGUGGAAGGUGAGUAAGGUGGCAGGGGGAUGGGGGAUGGGAUGUGAGAGGUGACAGGAUAUUGGGGCCCAGGACCAGAUGGUGCUGAGUACAGACACAGAGACUGACCACAGCAGGAUACUGCUAGAUAGAGCUGUGGACUAAGUGUGUGUGUGUGUGUGUGUGUGUGUGUGUGUGUGUGUGUGUGUGUGUGUGUGUGUGUGUGUGUGUGUGUGUGUGUGUCACUAGUAUGCAGUGAGAGAAAAUCAGAAAGCAAUAUCACAAUGACCUUGAGCUUUACAAUGUAAUGUAGUCUAAUGUACUGUAUUGUAAUGUACUGUAAUGUACUAUAAUGUACUGUACACUACACUAUUUGUUGUGGAGUGUGUGUGUGUUUGUGUUCCAUGUGUACAUCUGCUGACCCUUUCUUCUGAACUAUAUUGUGACAUUCACAUUCUUAGUCUUUGUUUUGUAUAGUCUGGUGUGUGUGUGUGUGUGUGUGUGUGCACGUACGUGCGUGUUUUGUCUUUGUCUCGCAGGCAUGGAAUCUUUUCCCAUUGUGUGUUUUCUCUCAGUGAUUUUCUACAGCCUUACCAGAGCCACAGGGUGCAGCACUGGAUUCUCAGAGUGGGUUGUGUGUUUGUCCUUGCUAUGACACUGCUAUAGAACUCUGGAGAAAGAUACUUUAGCAUUCUCUAACAGAACCAUUCCUGCAGGGACAAUCAAACUAUGCAGGCAUUACAUAAAUUGUGUAUUGGGUGGUGAAGUCACAGAGGAGAGGAUGGAUGCGAUAGGGUUGAGAUGUAUUUGAAAGAGAUUUGAAAGAGUACUGUGGAAUAUAAAAAAUGUUUUCUAACCCUGACGUUAAAAAUAAAGUGUUUUAUUGUUACAUACAUAGGUGCAGUGAAAUGUGUUGUUUUACACCCCUGGCGCAAAUUAGGGUUAAGUGCCUUGCUCAAGGGCACAUCGACAGGUUUUUCACCUUGACUGCUCCGGUAUUCGAACCAACGACCUUUCAGUUACUUGCCCAACACUCUAACCGCUAGGCUACCUGCCGCCCUACAGCUGUUGCACAUAUCAGUUCUAUUCCAACUGAUUCCUCUAAUUAUCAUGCCCUUGUAUAGCUGAAUCAGGUGGUGCUGGGAAAGAACAAAUAUGUGCAACGGCUGACUGAGUGGUGAAAGACCGGUGUAGAAUGAUUACAGAGUAGAGUGAUUCUAGUGAUGAAAGACCGGUGUAGAAUGAUUACAGAGUAGAGUGAUUCUAGUGAUGAAAGACCGGUGUAGAAUGAUUACAGAGUAGAGUGAUUCUAGUGAUGAUACACUGAGUGAUGAAAGACUGGUGUAGAAUGAUUACAGAGUAGAGUGAUUCUAGUGAUGAUACACUGAGUGAUGAAAGACUGGUGUAGAAUGAUUACAGAGUAGAGUGAUUCUAGUGAUGAUACACUGAGUGAUGAAAGACUGGUGUAGAAUGAUUACAGAGUAGAGUGAUUCUAGUGAUGAUACACUGAGUGAUGAAAGACUGGUGUAGAAUGAUUACAGAGUAGAGUGAUUCUAGUGAUGAUACACUGAGUGAUGAAAGACUGGUGUAGAAUGAUUACAGAGUAGAGUGAUUCUAGUGAUGAUACACUGAGUGAUGAAAGACUGGUGUAGAAUGAUUACAGAGUAGAGUGAUUCUAGUGAUGAUACAGUUCCUGAAUACACACGUACACACGCACACACCCACACAAAACAAUCCCCACAAACACCCUUACCCAUUUCACUCAAACCUCUCCCUCUCUCCUUCUCUCCCUCUCUCCCGCUCCCUCUCCUUCUCCCUGUCCCUCUCCCUGUCCCUCUCUCUCUCUCUCCCUGUCCCUCUCCCGCUCUCUCUCCCUGCCCCUCUCUCUCUCCCUGUCCUGUGUGUGUCGUAUCAGAUUGAUCUGAAAGGUGAUGAGAGGACAUCUCUAGUGACAGAGCUGACUCCUAAGACAGAGUACUCUCUGACUGUCUACGCUAUCUACCCCGGCCUCAUUGGAGACUCUGCCACCAUCAUCACACAGACACGUGGGUUACAGAGGCACUAACAUCAACAAUCCCACACACACAGACAUGCACCUAUGCUCGCACACGAGCGUGCACGCACACACACACACACACACACACAUACAGUGGGGAAAAAAAGUAUUUAGUCAGCCACCAAUUGUGCAAGUUCUCCCACUUAAAAAGAUGAGAGAGGCCUGUAAUUUUCAUCAUAGGUACACGUCAACUAUGACAGACAAAUUGAGGAAAAAAAAUCCAAAAAAUCACAUUGUAGGAUUUUUUAUGAAUUUAUUUGCAAAUGAUGGUGGAAAAUAAGUAUUUGGUCACCUACAAACAAGCAAGAUUUCUGGCUCUCACAGACCUGUAACUUCUUCUUUAAGAGGCUCCUCUGUCCUCCACUCGUUACCUGUAUUAAUGGCACCUGUUUGAACUUGUUAUCAGUAUAAAAGACACCUGUCCACAACCUCAAACAGUCACACUCCAAACUCCACUAUGGCCAAGACCAAAGAGCUGUCAAAGGACACCAGAAACAAAAUUGUAGACCUGCACCAGGCUGGGAAGACUGAAUCUGCAAUAGGUAAGCAGCUUGGUUUGAAUUAAUCAACUGUGGGAGCAAUUAUUAGGAAAUGGAAGACAUACAAGACCACUGAUAAUCUCCCUCGAUCUGGGGCUCCAUGCAAGAUCUCACCCCGUGGGGUCAAAAUGAUCACAAGAACGGUGAGCAAAAAUCCCAGAACCACACGGGGGGACCUAGUGAAUGACCUGCAGAGAGCUGGGACCAAAGUAACAAAGCCUACCAUCAGUAACACACUACGCCGCCAGGGACUCAAAUCAUGCAGUGCAAGAUGUGUCCCCCUGCUUAAGCCAGUACAUGUCCAGGCCCGUCUGAAGUUUGCUAGAGUGCAUUUGGAUGAUCCAGAAGAGGAUUGGGAGAAUGUCAUAUGGUCAGAUGAAACCAAAAUAUAACUUUUUGGUAAAAACUCAACUCGUCGUGUUUGGAGGACAAAGAAUGCUGAGUUGCAUCCAAAGAACACCAUACCUACUGUGAAGCAUGGGGGUGGAAACAUCAUGCUUUGGGGCUGUUUUUCUGCAAAGGGACCAGGACGACUGAUCCGUGUAAAGGAAAGAAUGAAUGGGGCCAUGUAUCAUGAGAUUUUGAGUGAAAACCUCCUUCCAUCAGCAAGGGCAUUGAAGAUGAAACGUGGCUGGGUCUUUCAGCAUGACAAUGAUCCCAAACACACCGCCCGGGCAACGAAGGAGUGGCUUCGUAAUAAGCAUUUCAAGGUCCUGGAGUGGCCUAGCCAGUCUCCACAUCUCAACCCCAUAGAAAAUCUUUGGAGGGAGUUGAAAGUCCGUGUUGCCCAGCGACAGCCCCAAAACAUCACUGCUCUAGAGGAGAUCUGCAUGGAGGAAUGGGCCAAAAUACCAGCAACAGUGUGUGAAAACCUUGUGAACACUUACAGAAAACGUUUGACCUGUGUCAUUGCCAACAAAGGGUAUAUAACAAAGUAUUGAGAAACUUUUGUUAUUGACCAAAUACUUAUUUUCAACCAUAAUUUGCAAAUAAAUUCAUUAAAAAUCCUACAAUGUGAUUUUCUGGAUUUUUUUUCUCAUUUUGUCUGUCAUAGUUGACGUGUACCUAUGAUGAAAAUUACAGGCCUCUCUCAUCUUUUUAAGUGGUAGAACUUGCACAAUUGGUGGCUGACUAAAUACUUUUUUUCCCCCACUGUACACACACACUAGCACGCACGCACACACAGGUAAAUAUUGAUGAGCAUAUUCUCAAACAAACACCUGGUGAACACACUCACAUACAGUAGUAUUGUAAAUAUAGAUCCACACGUAUACUCAGUCUACAUGCAGACAUUCACCCACAUUGAAACGUACACAUCACAUUACCUGUGCUCAUUUAUAACCAGACAUUUUGCAUAUACACAUGCAAUUUCAAAUAUACUCAACGUUACAACAUAUUUUCCUUCCUCUGACUUAGCCCCUGUGCCUCCUGUCUCAAACUUCCGUGUGAUCGAGGAGGGGCUCUUCUCUCUGAGGUUGGCAUGGACACCACCUCUAGGGAAGCUCGAGGGAUACAAGAUCUUCAUCCCCAGAUGUGAGUUGACUCCUGUAUUGACAUUACACCACAUCAUUAGUCUCAUCCAGACUUGGGUUCGAAUAAUAUAUAUUUCAGAUACUUGUAGUGUUUGCUUUAGCGGGUCAAGAGUGCCAGGCGGGCGAAGUUUAUACUUUUGGGACUUUUCUAUGGGUCCAUUGCAGUAGACAACCUUAAUCAACCACAGCUAAGGUAUUUUAAAUUAUUUGAGUAUUUGAACCCAGGUCUGGUUACCAUAGUUAUUUCAGUUUAAUUGAGGCUUCGUAUCAUAUGCCGGUCUCUUGGGGUUUUACAAGAACUUAGACACCAGGUACAGAAGUUCAAAGGGCUAUACAUAUCUCAUUGUAAAGCCCUUCACAUUUUCUUUACUAGAUAUCAUGCCUCUGAUUCCCCCGUCUCUUGCGGUGUCAUAACAACUUUGACACUGCGAAGGCUACAGAAUUAGACAGGGAUACAUAUUUAGUCAUAAUCCCUUCACAUAUUUCUCUACUUGAUGUCAUGGCUCUCAUUGUCUUUGGGUGUUAUAACAAAUGUAAUACCCAGUACAGAAUUUAUAAUUGUCUUUAUUGAAGGUAGUUUUCACUUCUGGUACAGAAUGUAACAGGGAUACCUAUUUUGUCCUAAACUCGGUAAACCCAGAACUAUAAUCCAGCGUAAUUUGGUUUAUGUUUAAGUAGUCUGUCCACAAAAGAUUAAUUGUGUCGUAACCCCAUGCAGCCAACAGGCCAGGGCUGACCUAUGAGCAGGUGCUGCGCGGCGACACCUCCUCCCAUGUGAUUGACAGCUUGGAGGAGGAUAAGAAGUACACCGUCAGUAUCUAUGCUGUCUACCCCCAGGGCCCCAGCGAACCUGUCUCGAUCGUCGGCAAAACACGUAAGUGACCUUGCUGAAUGUGUCCACCAAGGGCUAGAAUUUUACAUUUGAGUAAUUUAGCAGACACCUUUAUCCAGAGAGAUAUACAGGCGCUAUUAGGGUUGAGUGCCUUGCUCGAGGGCACAUCGACAGAUUUUGUUCACCUAGUCGGCACAGGGAUUCGAAACUAGUAACCUUUUGGUUACUGGCCCAACACUCUUAACCGCUAGUCUACCUGCCUCAAACCAAUCCUAUGCUUUUAAAUCAAUGAGUGGGAGUUUACAAGUUGUGGAACACUUCUAGAAAAUGGUGGAAAAUCAGGAUGCUUCCAUUGCCUUUGAAAGGGAUCUUGAAAAUACAAUCGAAGUCAAUAGCCUAUGAAAUCUAGGUUUCAAUAGAACCUUAGUGCCCUAUUUCACACCUUUCUGACUAUGUAAUAAGUUGUUUUUCUAUGAUUGUCCACUAAGUGUCAGUGUAGCUUCUCCCAACAUGCUGAUCAGAUUUCUGAGGCUGUGGUCAGGUAUUUCACUAUAUGUGUGUGAUGCAGUUUGUCUGUACUGCCUCAGAUUACAUUUUUUAUAAUUUAUGUAAAUAUUAAAUAAACAGGAAUGUAUUCAUUAGUGUUCCACCCCUAACUGAGACUCUGUGUGUGUGUGUGUGUGUGUGUGUGUGUGUGUGUGUGUGUGUGUGUGUGUGUGUGUGUGUGUGUGUGUGUGUGUGUGUGUGUGUGUGUGUGUCUAUAUCUAUUCUGCAGUGAAACUGGUGCCAGUGCAGCAGUUCCUGGUCCAAAACGCCACCACAGACACAGUCCAGGCCCGCUGGGGCUCAGUGAAGGGGGCCUCGGGGUAUCGCCUCACCUGGUCCUCCUCAGGUACUGGGACCCUAUUAGCAGUGUGUUACCAAGGUCACCAGAAGACACACUGAACACACAUUGACCACUCAGACACUGUGUCUUUGAAGUUACCAGACUACAUACAGUCUGCAUACACACUAUAUACAACUACAUACAGACCAUAUACAACUACAUAGAGACAACAUAGAGACUACAUAGAGACCACAUACAGACUACAUACAGUCUGCAUAGAGACUAUAUACACACUACAUACAGACUACAUACAGAUACACAAUGACUUUGACAUAGUGUAUGUAUUUGACCCAGAUCUGGAGGUCACCUAAGAUCACAUCUACCCAACCCCCCUCCCCUCUUCCACCACCAGAUGGCCAUAGAGAGAACGUGAACCUGGGGGAGACCUAUAACUUCUACAUGAUCCAGGGCCUCCACCAAGGCACUGAGUACACCAUCACCAUCAACCCCAUCUUUGUGGACAUCGAGGGCCCUGUCACCUCUACCCCAGCCAAGACACGUGAGUUACCAUGGACACUGGGGCUAUGCACAGGAUGAGUCAACUUUUGAACAUUAUGGUUGCGUCCCAAAUGGCACCCUAUUAGCUACAUAAUACACUACUUUUGACCAGAGCCCUAGCAGUGUGCCGGCCGAGGCACUCUCCCUUUAUCAUGCAGCUGUUCAAUGAGUAACGUUCUAUCCAUAAUGAGUGUUAAAGGGGUAAUCUGGGAUUUGGUACAUCCACGUUUAACGAAUAAAUGCCUCAUCAGCUUAGUUGUACUGUUUUACCCCUCCCCAAAAAAUUCCCAAAGCAGCCUUUGCCAUUUUGUUGUUUUUCGAAUUCCCUCUAGAGGCUGUAAAUGUUGUUUUUCCUAAUUAGGGAAAGGUGAAAUGGGCAGGGCAAAUUUUUCCCUGGCAAAAACCGGGAAAAACCAAAAAGAAAAAAGCCAAAAACCUGGGGAAAAAAAAAAAAACCCCCAAAACCCAAAAAAAAAAAAGGGGGGGAAACCCAAAAGGGGAAAGGGGGAAAAAAAAAAAAAAUUUGGGGGGCCAAAUGGGAAAAGGUCCCCCAAAAAAAAAUUUUAAAAAUUUAAAACUCCAAAGGCCGGGGGCCAAAACCAAAAAACCCCGGGUUUCCCCCCCACACAGUAAAGAUUGAAAGGGGAAGGGACCAAAAAAUUUCGCAUUUUGAACCAGGUGUCACAAGGGCACUCGGGGAAGACGUUGCCUAAGACUUCCAUGUGGGACCAAGCCACACAUACACCUAAAACCCUUACAACCCUCAUGUAAAUUCCCCGACAAUCUAUGCUCCCCAAAUUUAAACUUGAAUAUGGAAAAAACUCCUAAAAAAAGAGCAAUCACCUGACAGGGAUAACAUGUCAACCUUUUGGAAGGGGCCCGGCAAGAGGGUAGAAAGGGUGCUUCGAAAGGGAUUUAGGUCUGGGCAAGCCCCUUUCUGGAUGAUUGCAAGUUUACCUAAUGGAGUUUGUAAAGGUUCAAGAUUGAAAGUAAAUAGUUAAGAUAAUGCCAUCCUAGUUACCAUCCAAGAAGAGAAAAGCCAAAGCAAGACAAUGUGGCCAUGGGUUUCGAAAUGGGCUCUGGUUUUUUAACUCCACAAUUAGUUGUCUUAAACUCGGGAAACCAAUAGCAUGCCUGGGGAGGGAAGUAAAGAGUAAAAUGAGGGAGGGGGGCCCCCCAGAAGAGAAAAAGCUUACCGGCCAAGGGCUGGAGGCUGCCCCUUUCUUGCACCCACUCCCUUUACUUAAACAGGUGAGGGGGGGGGGGAAAGGGAAGGCAAAAAACAAAUCGGUAGGGGGCGGGUAAAGAGGGGGGGGAGAAGAGGUGGGGGACAAAUUUAGGUAGAAGCAAAGUAGGGGAGCAAGGAGAAAGGAGGGGAAGAACGCCCAAACAAGGGGGAAAAAAAGAGACAGAUCUCGGGGGAGGAGAGAAAAGAGGAGGGGGAGAAAGGAGAGGAAAAGAAGGGACGGGGGGAGAAGGAGGAGGAAAAGGGGAAAGAGAAGAGGAAGAGAGGAGAUGCAGAGAAGGGAAAAGAAAAGAGAGUAAGGAAGAGGGGGGGAAGGGGUGGGGAAGGGUCGGAGGAAGGAAAUACGGAGGGGGAAGGGGGUUUAGUAGGGAGAAAAAAACAAAAAAAAGAAAAACCCCCAACCCUGCUCGCUCAUUCGUGCUCAACCCCCUUCUCUCGUUCUCUUUCUCCUCUCUCUCCUCUCUCUCCUCCUCUCUCUGCCCCAAGCGUGCGGUCAGACUUUGGCGGCACAGUGAACACCAACAGUGCUGUGGUCUCCUGGAACUCUGUCUCUGGGGCCACCGGCUACAGACUAGCCUGGGGGCCCACUCCAGGUGACCUCUCACCUCUACACAAUACACACUUGCACAAAACAAAACAAAAAAAACAACCCCCCUACCCCCUAGACACUUGUGGAGAUCUGAGGGGAUUUGAUUUGAUAGUCUAGGUGGAAUUGUUUUACCAUAUUAAUUAUCCCUGUCCAAUCCUCUCAGAUCUCCAGAAGUGUCUAUGGAGCUGUGUACCUACCUACCUACCAUCCCUCUGUCUCACCGUGUCUAUCAAAAUCAGCAUCACUAGAACAUGAUUGGAGGAAGAUUCUGCAGCGGGGUUAUGGGUAAAAGAAGGUGACGGGAGGGAGGGGGUAUUUGAUGUCACCCCUCUGAGCGUCCCAGUGGUGACACGACACAGAUCCUUUGAAAUGCCAGCACUGGGCUCCCCACACUGUCACUCGGAAGUACCAGCGUCAUUUCCAAGUGACAAGCUGGCAUCAUGGCCACCCCCUCAGAAAACAGGAAAAUAAAAGGAGAGCUGGAGGGAUAUGUCGGUUGUUUUAAUGAGGGGACGGGCUUUUGAUGAUGUUUAUAUGGGGAUGACAGGAAAGGGGGGAAUGUGUGAAUAAAGAGGAGUGUUUGUGUCUGAAAGUGAGAGAAAAGGAAUUGAUCAAGCUAGAUGAAAAGAUGGAGGAAGGAUAUUAGGGUUCCUUCUCCUUUCAUGUGGAAAUGAUGAUGAUGAUGAUGAGUUAUUUUGGGGUUUAGGUUGGUUUUCGUUCUGGCAUCCUCUUCUCUUCUCAUUGCCCUCACGACUGGUUGCCUUUUUUUAAAUAACUCGGGAUGCUUUUAAUGUCAACAGAGCUAUGCUUCGAAAUGAAAGAUGUCAACAAACAAUCCCAAUGUCUGUAGAAUUACUUGCUUUAGAUGAUUUGAUUUGAUUUUUGAAAAAUGAAUGCUCUUAUAUUUUUUGUGCUUUUUGCUUUGUGCAUUUGCCUGUAUUGGGCUGUAAGUGUUUGGAAAAGCAAUAUGAAAGGGACAAAUUAAAUGGAAUGGUCGUUAAGGGAUUCAUUAAGUGACCUAAUGGCUAAUUAUCUAAUUUGAUUUAAGCUACAUAGUGAGCCAUUUUGCAGAUCAUCAGACACAACUCAACUGAACACUCCAUUGGUCCAAAGGAGUUUGCCUCCAAUAGCAGGUUAUUUUUUUUCACCAAAGGGUAGAAGUUGUCCCAAUGUACAGAUCUAGGAUCAGCUUACCCUCCCCAAUUCCUAACCAAAAUCAUUAUGGGCAAAACACUAAACUGACCUUAGAUCAGGGCUUAAGCCCUAAUCCUCCCCCCUACUCCAUUGUUAUGUGUGUGUUAUUCUUCCAGAGUUUGUGGGUCGGGACCGUCCUAGGCAGCUGGCUCUGAAUGGCUCUACCACAGAGUACCUUCUGAAGAACAUGGUCCAUGACACAGAGUAUGUCCUGUCUCUCUACGUCCUGUUUGGAUCGCUGGUGGGACCCGGCGUCUCAGCUACCUUCCGCACAUGUGAGUCCAAACGUUACCUCUUUCCUAGUAAAGUAUAUUUUCAUCACUACCCUGAUUACUUCCCCUUUAUCUAGCACUCCGUUGUAUCACCCAUCAGGCAGUAUUGUUUUCUGUUUUCAUGUUCAGACUCUACUCCAGUUUUUGUAUUCUCUGUUCGUUCCGAUUAAACUCACUGACUGCACCUGCUCCCUGCGUCUUCGUCAUGUUGCCUUGUAUUCCCUCUUCUCUGCCCGCUAGCUCCUUUGGGAUAUGUGUCUAACUUCCAAGUGACUUCCUACACCAGUUCCUCCAUCGACGUGGAGUGGAGUCCCAUCGUGGGGUCCACCGAGUACAAACUCACCUGGAACAUCGGUACUGUACUGGGCUUCUUGUUCCUAAAUAUAACCUUAUCUGAAUUUCAAAGAUGAAUGUAGCCUGUGAACUGGCAGUGUGUGUGUGUGUGUGUGUGUGUGUGUGCACAUAGGUGUGCGUGCCUGAGUCUUUUAAUUUGUUGUGUUACACAGAUGGCAACACUCCCCAGUCCCAGUAUCUGGACCGCAGUGUUCUGUUCCACCGCAUUGAGGGCCUCAACCCAGAGACGGUCUACAUAGUUAGCAUCCACGCUGUCUACGGCAACACAGAGGGGCCAGAAAUCUCCCUCUCACAGCUCACAGGUACCUGGAGAGGGAGUAUGGGGCAAAUCCUAACUUAUGCAUGAUUUUUUCCCCCGCAGUGGUGCUGGUGGGUAUUGGACAUUUUCACUUAUGCAUGCAUUGAUGUCAUUGGGAGACUAAGUGAAAUUCCGACUCAAGUGGAAGCCAGGAUUCGCCCCUAUGACGUCAGUGAAGUCUGCAGUCACAGCAAUGUGCUUGGUAGGCGCUGUAUACAAACAACUAAUUUAAGGAAGGGGCAUAGAUUUUUUUUUUUAAAGCAAUUUCUUUGAUUGGAUACUGGAAAUCCAAAUGCGUAUGCAUGGAAACACAAGAAAGCAGUGGUUGACGAGUUGUUGUCGGUAGUGUACUCACACUUAUGCAUGGGAAACCCUCACACUACACCGUUGUAAUUCCAAGACAAUUGUAUUUCUAAGAUGUGCGUUUUUAACGAGACCACUGUUAUUUCAAUCGAGUACAGGCUUAAAUGAAUGACAACAGAGAAAAUUGAUGAUCCAUUCAGACCAGCCUUACUGAUUGAACUUUCGUAACUACAGUGAGGGAAAAAAGUAUUUGAUCCCCUGCUGAUUUUGUACGUUUGCCAACUGACAAAGACAUGAUCAGUCUAUAAUUUUAAUGGUAGGUUUAUUUGAACAGUGAGAGACAGAAUAACAACAAAAAAAUCCAGAAAAACGCAUGUCAAAAAUGUUAUAAAUUGAUUUGCAUUUUAAUGAGGGAAAUAAGUAUUUGACCCCUCUGCAAAACAUGACUUAGUACUUGGUGGCAAAACCCUUGUUGGCAAUCACAGAGGUCAGACGUUUCUUGUAGUUGGCCACCAGGUUUGCACACAUCUUAGGAGGGAUUUUGUCCCACUCCUCUUUGCAGAUCUUCUCCAAGUCAUUAAGGUUUUGAGGCUGACGUUUGGCAACUCGAACCUUCAGCUCCCUCCACAGAUUUUCUAUGGGAUUAAGGUCUGGAUGUCACGCCCUGACUCAAGGGACUCGUAUAUGUUGAGUCAGGGUGUGUAUGUUCUAUGUUGUAUAUUUCUAUGUUGAUGUUCUAGUAUGUCUAUUUCUAUGUUGGCUGGUGUGGUUCCCAAUCAGAGGCAGCUGUCGCUCGUUGUCUCUGAUUGGGGACCAUACUUAGGCAGCCUUUUGGCACUAGUUAGUUGUGGGAUCUUGUUCCGUGUGAAGUAUGUUGUUUGUCUACCUUGGACUUCACGUUUUGUUGUUUUGUCAUGGUGUUUAUUCAAUAUAAAUAAACAUGUAUCCAUAUCACGCUGCGCCUUGGUCCGUCCCGUUCGUCAACUAUCGUGACAGAAGAUCACACCAAACGAGGACGAAGCAGCGUGUCCAGGACCAGACAGCCUGGACCUGGGAGGAGAUCCUGGAUGGUAAGGGAUCCUGGACUUGGGAGGAGAUUCAGGCCGGGAUGGAUCGCCGUCCUUGGGAGGAGACAGUGGAGGCGCGAUAUAGAGAGGAGCAGCGGCAAUGCGGAAGGCGCCGGCCGAGGAAGAAGCCCGAGAGACAGCCCCAAGAUCAUUUUUUGGGGGGGGCUAAAAGGGUGGUUGGCGGAGCCUAGAGGUAGAGCAGAGCCAACUCCCCGUACUCACGCGAGGAGGAGUGUGACUGGGCAGGCUCCGUGUUAUGCGGAGCUACGUACUGUGUCGCCAGUGUUCCGGCACAGUCCUGUACGUCCUGUGCUAGCACCACGCACGUGUCGUGCGAAGAUGGGCAUUCAGCCAGGACGGGGUGUGCCGGCUCAACGCUCCUGGUCUCCAGUACGCCUCCUCGGUCCCGCAUAUCCUGCGCCUGUUCUACGAGCUGUAUCGCCAGUGCGCGUGCACAGCCCAGUGCGUCCUGUGCCAGCGCCCCGCAUGUGUAGUGCGAAAGUGGGCAGCCAGCCAGGACGGGUUGUGCCAGCUCUCCGCUCCAGACCUCCAGUCCGCCUUCGCAGUCCGGUCCGGCCCGUUCCUGCUCCUCGCACCAAACCAGUGGUGCGUGUUCCCAGCCCGGCCCGGCCUGUUCCUGCUCCUCGCACCAAGCCAGUGAUGCAGUGGUGCUCCUCGCACCAAGCCACUCCUGAGUGGCGCAGUGGUCUAAGGCACUGCAUCGCAGUGCUAACUGUGCCACUAGAGAUCCUGGUUCGAAUCCAGGCUCUGUCGCAGCCGGCCGCGACCGGGAGACUCAUGGGCGGCGCACAAUUGGCCCAGCGUCGUCUAGGGUAGGGGAGGGAAUGGCCGGCAGGGAUGUAGCUCAGUUGAUAGAGCAUGGCGUUUGCAACGCCAGGGUUGUGGGUUCGAUUCCCACGGGGGGCCAGUAUAAAAAAAAAAUGUAAUCACUAACUGUAAGUCGCUCUGGAUAAGAGCGUCUGCUAAAUGACUAAAAUGUAAUGUAAAUGUAAUGUAAAUGUGCGCGUCGCCAGCCUGGUUCGGCCUGUUCCUGCUCCUCGCACCAAGCCAGUGGUGCGCGUCGCCAGCCCGGCCCGGCCUGUUCCUGCUUCUCGCACCAAGCCAGUGGUGCGCGUCGCCAGCCCGGCUCGGCCUGUUCCUGCUCCUCGCACCAAGCCAGUGGUGCGCGUCGCCAGCCCGGUCCAGCCUGUUCCUGCUCCUCGCACCAAACCUGUGGUGCGCGUCGCCAGCCCGGCCCGGACUGUUCCUGUCCCUCGCACCAAGCCAGUGGUGCGCGUCGCCAGCCCGGUCCGGCCGGUUCCUGUCCCUCGCACCAAGCCAGUGGUGCGCGUCGCCAGCCCGGCCUGUUCCUGUCCCUCGCACCAUGCCAGUGGUGCGCGUCGCCAGCCCGGUCCGGCCUGUUCCUGCUCCUCGCACCAAGCCAGUGGUGCGUGUGUCCAGUCCGGCACGGCCCGUGCCUGUCCCACCGGUGCCUGGUCCGGCACUAGUCAGCUGCUCCACUCCAGAGCCAGAGCAGUCCGCUCCACCGGUGCCUGAUCCAGCUCCGGUUAGCUGCUCCACUCCGGAGCCAGAGCAAUCCGCUCCACCGGGGUCCAGUCCAGCUCCGGUCAGCGGCUCCACUCCGGAGCCAGAGUAGUCCGCUCCACCGGUGCCUGAUCCAGCUCCGGUCAGCGGCUCCACUCCGGAGCCAGAGCAGUUCGAUCCACCGUCGUCGGGUCCAGCUCCAGUCAGUGGUUCCUGUCCAGACCCAGACGUCAGCCCCUCUCCAGGUUCGGGGUCUCCCACACCAGGGUCCAGAGAGGGCUUGGUACUUCGUGGGAGGAAGGAGAGGGGAAGCAGCGCGCCGAGGUCCAGACCAGAGGCGCAACAGGGAGGUGGAGAGUAAGUGGUGGUCACGCCCUGAGCCGGAUCCGCCUCCGAGGCGGAAUGCCCACCCGGCCCCUACCCUGUUAUGUUUAUGUGGCGCGGUCGGAGUCCGCACCUUUGGGGGGGGGGGGGGGGGGGGUACUGUCACGCCCUGACUCAAGGGACUCGUAUAUGUUGAGUCAGGGUGUGUAUGUUCUAUGUUGUAUAUUUCUAUGUUGAUGUUCUAGUAUGUCUAUUUCUAUGUUGGCCGGUGUGGUUCCCAAUCAGAGGCAGCUGUCGCUCGUUGUCUCUGAUUGGGGACCAUACUUAGGCAGCCUUUUGGCACUAGUUAGUUGUGGGAUCUUGUUCCGUGUGAGGUAUGUUGUUUGUCUACCUUGGACUUCACGUUUUGUUUCAUUUGUUGUUUUGUCGUGGUGUUUAUUCAAUAUAAAUAAACAUGUAUGCAUAUCACGCUGCGCCUUGGUCCGUCCCGUUCGUCAACGAUCGUGACACUGGAGACUGGCUAGGCCACUCCAGGACCUUAAUGUGCUUCUUCUUGGGCCACUCCUUUGUUGCCUUGGCCGUGUGUUUUGGGUCAUUGUCAUGCUGGAAUACCCAUCCACGACCCAUUUUCAAUGCCCUGGCUGAGGGAAGGAGGUUCUCACCCAAGAUUUGACGGUACAUGGCCCCGUCCAUCGUCCCUCUGAUGCGGUGAAGUUGUCCUGUCCCCUUAGCAGAAAAACACUCCCAAAGCAUAAUGUUUCCACCUCCAUGUUUGACGGUGGGGAUGGUGUUCUUGGGGUCAUAGGCAUCAUUUCUCCUCCUCCAAACACGGCGAGUUGAGUUGAUGCCAAAGAGCUCAAUUUUGGUCUCAUCUGACCACAACACUUUCACCCAGUUCUCCUCUGAAUCAUUCAGAUGUUCAUUGGCAAACUUCAGACGGGCCUGUAUAUGUGCUUUCUUGAGCAGGGGGACCUUGCGGGCGCUGCAGGAUUUCAGUCCUUCACGGCGUAGUGUGUUACCAAUUGUUUUCUUGGUGACUAUGGUCCCAGCUGCCUUGAGAUCAUUGACAAGAUCCUCCCGUGUAGUUCUGGGUUGAUUCCUCACUGUUCUCAUGAACAUUGCAACUCCACGAGGUGAGAUCUUGCAUGGAGCCCCAGGCCGAGGGAGAUUGACAGGUAUUUUGUGUUUCUUCCAUUUGCAAAUAAUCGCACCAACUGUUGUCACCUUCUCACCAAGCUGCUUGGCUAUGGUCUUGUAGCCCAUUCCAGCCUUGUGUAGGUCUACAAUCUUGUCCCUGACAUCCUUGGAGAGCUCUUUGGUCUUGAACAUGGUGGAGAGUUUGGAAUCUGAUUGAUUGAUUGCAUCUGUGGACAGGUGUAUUUUAUACAGGUAACAAGCUGAGAUUAGGAGCACUUUAAGAGUGUGCUCCUAAUCUCAGCACGUUACCUGUAUAAAAUACACCUGGGAGCCAGAAAUCUUUCUGAUUGAGAGGGGGUCAAAUACUUAUUUCCCUCAUUAAAAUGCAAAUCAAUUUAUAAAAUUUUUGACAUCCGUUUUUCUGGAUUUUUGUUGUUGUUAUUCUGUCUCUCACUGUUCAAAUAAACCUACCAUAAAAAUUAUAGACUGAUCAUUUCUUUGUCAGUGGGCAAACAUACGAAAUCAGCAGGGGAUCAAAUACUUUUUUCCCUCACUGUACAUUAUACGGAAAAUAUGGAGUGUGUAACACUGAGUAACUGGCUAUUUACAUAACCCACAGCCCUGUGGAUGAAGUCCUGAUAUUGUAAUUAAGUAGGGGAUGUGGUGCCCUCGUUUGAUUGACGGGUCAUUUACUUUGAGCUUGCUAUUUUAACUGCAGUUCCCUUUGUUUUCACUUAAGGCUUGUGUUUUAACCACUGCCGUGUGUGUGUGUGUCACUGCUGCCUGGCAUGGUUGUUAUCAUCUAAUAGUUUUAUCUGAGUUCGUUUCGACUGUUAGAAACUUUUAACAGAAAGUACUUGCUGGAACUGGCCUUGUGUAAAACAAAAAACUCUCUCAAUUUACAUUGAAGAAGUCCAUCCAAUACAUAUAAUUAAUUGUAUAUGUAUUCAAGGUGAGCAUCUGGAAUAUGCUCAAAGCGUUCUAUGUUGAACCACCAAUGUGUAGCAUCCAUGUAACGGCAGCCAUUUUGUGGCAGAAAUCUCACCACACAUCUAUUGUUUAUCUUAAACUAACCUACAUCUACUGUUUGAUGUGGUUGUGUCAGCAUCGGUGACAGAAUCAGAGCUGAUCCAGGCGGUCAAGGAGGUGAAGGUGGUGGAUGUCGGAGUCAACUCCUUCAAACUGGCCUGGAGGAGAACACCUGGGAUCACUGGCUACAAGAUCUCCUGGAGCCCCUUCCAUGGUGAGGAACACACACAUACAUGUAUGCACACGCACACACACAUACACACACAUUCACAAGUAGGCUCUAUCUCAAUUUGUCUUUCCGGCUUCCUUGCAUCCCCUCACCUCCCUCUUGUAUUAGAGGACAUGGAACCUCCCCUCAGACCUAAGUUCUGCUUCAAGGUGAGGAGAGAGGAUGUGAGGAAUGAAGGAAAGAUCAUUGUGAAAUAGCUGUAGGCUAUCCUGUUGUCCCGACCUAUAAAUAUCCCAUGCAUGUUGGCCUCCCUGCCUCUAGGUGACGAUGAGAAGUCCCAGCUAGUCUCUUCCUCCACUACCGCCUUCACCAUUCCUAAGUUACAGGAGAGCUCUGCCUAUAAGAUCCAGGUGGCGUCUUUGGUGGGGGGCCGAGAAGGGAGCCCGUUCCUGGUCACUGCACGCACCUGUGAGUAGUGAACUAUGGCUACACCUCUCAGAUAUUCCUCUGGAUAAGAGCGGCUGCUAAAUUACUCAAAUGUAGACCUGUCACACGUCUCUACUCACCUAGCACCACCACCUAGCCAAAAAAGUAGCAGUAAGGUAUCUUAAAGUCAUUCAGUGUAGUUGAGGGGAUCAGUUUGAGGAAGGCGAGGCGCAGAAUCGAUAAUCUUGAUCACAUAAUGAGUAGUUAUUUGGGAUGCAAGGUGAUUUGUCUGCAGUCUGACUGCGAUGUAGCCAUUCUCAAUCACUUAUGUGUUGGAUGUGUUAUGUUCCAGUGGACCUGCCCAAAGUGAACGGCUUCGCAGCGCUGGACACCACAGACAGCAGUACCUCCCUCAACUGGAUCAGCGUUGCCGGGGUUUCUGGGUACCUGCUCUCCUGGAGGCACAUCUCAGGUCAGAGGUCAAAGCACAGCCAAUCACAUCAGGAUAUGACACCAGCACAGCCAAUCACAUCAGGCUAUGACACCAGCACAGAUGAUAACGUCAGGCUAUGGCCCCAUUCAAAAUCCUUAAUAAUGCAUCCUUCCUCAAUCAAUCUAUUUAUACAGCACAUUACUGACAGAGGAUGCAAUUCAACAUUCUUAAACAAAUACAGUUAUAAAAGGUGAGAAAGAUAAAAACACUGUUUUCAAAAUGAGACAAUUAUUUUAAACAAAUGUGGACGUAAGAAACUAAUGCAUUCAAAUAAAUACAAAUACAUAAAAUAGAUAGUAUAAAAUAAAUAGUAUGACUAAAAGCACCCUAAGUAAAAGCACAGCUAGAAAGGUGUUUCUUAAGAUCUUUCUUAAAAAUGUCUACAGUUUUUAGGCCCUCCCGUCUCCCAAUGUUGAAGUAGUCACUGACUAGAUAUGACUGGGUAGGUGAACCAAAGGGCUCCCCCACAUGGCUUUCAACUGCCAGUCAUUUCUAAUCAGUGAUUAUUUCAAGGAAGAGGGGAAGGAAGGAAGCACAUUCAUACAAUUGGAAUGGGGCCUAUGACAGUGACAUCAGUAUAGGCCUAGUGUUAAUGACUUUGUGCUUUGUGUGAGCAUGGCAGUUGGUGGGUAUAUUUAGACAGUACCUCACUCUCUUAUCCAAGUCAUUUCCUUCAAUAAACUGCCUAAAGUACAAAUGUAAUGUCAGGGAUUGUCUUUCAUGUCCCAGUCACUUUUUGGUAAUCUCGGCACCCAGAACCAAAUGAUUCAGUCUGUCACACGAGAAGCCUACUUGCUGGAGAUUUUAUCAGUGUGAACUAUGCUAGGUUUCAUCUUCUCCAUUUUUAAAAUGUGAAGUGUUUGGAGGCCAUAAUGAAUAGAAAUCAUCAUGUAGGCAUAAUAAUUAUAAUCCGCGGGGGCGAAUUCAAGGUGUAAAUGGUGAUUUUGUCCUGUAAAUUGUCAAUUGUUCCAAACUGUUAAUGUGAUGUGGCAAUCUGAGUUACCCUUGGAAUUAGACUGUGUUAUGUGUUUUUAGACGGAUGACAAUUUUUUGUGGUUGUCACUUUUUACAACUGUUCACCCCUUUGACCAACCUGUGGACAAUUUGUUCCCAAUGACAUACCUGGCUAAAGGUUAAAUUGAUUGUUUUUUAACUACAUAUGAGCACACUUUUUAUUUUCAGGGUUGGACACCAAAAAGGAGAAGCUUGGCCCUGCUGCCACCAUGUUUAAGCUGAGUGAUCUGCUGUAUGGCAGGACCUACGUCUUCACCAUCAGACCUCUGUAUGGAGAGGUGGAGGGACCCAUCAACUCUAUCUACCACAAGAUAGGUAAGGCUUAAUACCUCUUCACAUUAUGGCUCCAAUAGACUGGAACAAUAAACAACGUGCUCACUCAAAAGUUCAAAAACGACAACAACAAAAAAUGUUGACUGCUGCUAUCCUUGUAGAUAUCCUUGCAGAUAUUAAAGCUGUAAGAAAUGCAACGUUUGGAGAGCUGUCCAUUUAAUUUUUAUACACUUCACUGGAAACCGUCUAUCAUACAGGACAUGCUGGUUCAUGUACUUACUAGGUCAUUACUUAAGUUAUUACUCAGUAAUUACUAUGGUGUAGGUGUAGGGCAGCUAGCCUAGCGGUUAGAGCGUUGUGCCAGUAACCGAAAGGUCUCCGGUUCGAAUAACUGAGCCGACAAGAUGGAAAAUCUGCCAAUGGGCCCGUGAGCAAGGCACUUAACCCUAAUUUGCUCCAGGGGUGCCGUACUACUAUGGCUGACCCUGUAGAACAACACAUUUCACUGCACCUAGCCGGUGUAUGUGACAUUACAACUGUAAUAUAUAAUAUAUACAGUAUAUCAUGUAAAAUGUGUCCAAGCACACACUACACUACUGCAUAUUAAUCUAUUUCCUUACAGUGGCCAAAGACCGUCCUCUUGGUGCCUGUCCAGUCUUUACCCUCCACGCCUGCCCCUCUCCCCCUUCACACCCUCUCCGCCUCCCACCCCAACGCAGCCAACACCACCACGGCCCACUCCCCCGUCACCAAAGCCCCCUCCAAGGCCACUACCGCUGCCGCCAAGAAACCCCCAAGCACCACCAUUGUCAAAACAGCUGCAACCACCACCAGCGUCGGCCAUCUCACCACCACUACCAGAAACGUAUUGGUUUUGGAUACAGAGACAACUGUUGGACCAGGGCCAGGUAACAACUGUAUUUAUAGUACCUAUAUACAGACACAGUAUAUAUUAACAGACACUAUUAUCAUCAGACAGAACAUUGCUAAAUGAACAUGGUGAAAUCUACAGUCUUAAGAAGUAGUCUCUAAUGGAGGUAAGUGCUGUUAUUCUGAGGGUCUGUUAGUUUGCUCUGCUUGUAAUGCCUAACAGCUAUUCAUCUACUGUAGAUGAAUAGCUGUUAGGCAUUACAAGCAGAGGAAACUAACAGACCCUCAGAAUAACAGCACUUACCUCCAUUAGAGACUACUUCUUAAGACUGUAGAUUUCACCAUGUUCAUUUAGCAAUGUUCUGUCUGAUGAUAAUAGUGUCUGUUAAUGACCACUAUCACUGUCACCAUGACCGGUGUGUGUGUGUGCGCGUGCUUGCGUUGCUGCGUGUGUGUGUGCCUGCACGUUUAUGUGUGCGCAUGCGUGUGUGUGUGUGUGUGUGUGUGUGUGUGUGUGUGUGUGUGUGUGUUGCAGUGUGCGGUAAGGUGAAGGCAGACAUAGUGUUCCUGGUGGAUGAGUCGUGGAGCAUCGGAUCCAAUAACUUUGCCAAGCUCAAGGACUUCCUGUUCCGGGUUGUCACCUAUUUCCCUGUGAUUGGUCCUCAGGGUACACAGGUCAGAGGUCACACACCUUCACUAUUUCAAAAGCUUUACUGUUCAUUUUAGGAUUAACAGACACAAUGUAUGUUAACACAUCACACACAAUAAAAAACCAUAGCAAUGUAAGAGUGAAGUGUACCUGGUUUACUGUACCUGAAGUGUACCUGGUUGACUGUACCUAAAGUGUACCUGGUUGACUGUACCUGAAGAGUACCUGGUUGACUGUACCUGGUUGACUGUACCUGAAGUGUACCUGGUUGACUGUACCUGAAGUGCACCUGGUUGACUGUACCUGAAGUGUACCUGGUUGACUGUACCUGAAGUGUACCUGGUUGACUGUACCUGUCAUGUGGACUGUAUACUACUGAGCUCCAUCAUAGUGAGUCUGGUUUCUUCCUACCAAGCUGGUCCUGGCCACCCUCACCUUGGCUUGUUCUUUUAGGGGUUAAGGUCCUGGUCACCCUCACCUUGGCUUGCUCUUUUUGGGGUUAAGGUCCUGGCCACCCUCACCUUGGCUUGCUCUUUUUGGGUUUAAGGUCUGGUCACCCUCACCUUGGCUUGCUCUUUUAGGGGUUAAGGUCCUGGUCACCCUCACCUUGGCUUGCUCUUUUUGGGGUUAAGGUCCUGGUCACCCUCACCUUGGCUUGCUCUUUUUGGGGUUAAGGUCCUGGUCACCCUCACCUUGGCUUGCUCUUUUAGGGGUUAAGGUCCUGGCCACCCUCAUCUUGGCUUGCUCUUUUGGAGUUUAAGGUCUGGGUUGUUGUUGCAAACUUUGUGACAAUGUUUUAGAUGCAAUAUGUUAAAAGCUGAAACCUAAAAGCACAGGACAUUUGAAAUCAUCUUCCUUUUUCAGUCCGCCCAAAGUAUGUACCCUAUUGUACCAGCGUAGCCUCUUGCUGUAUUUCAUUCAAACUUUAUUUUCUAUAUAGGCAAUAUGAAGGGGAAUGAUAAAUGUCAUGAUAAGAUAACUUUGUUAUUGAAUGUAGGUAAUUGCCACUGACUGUCCCGUCUCUCCCCUCAGAUAGCAGUGGUGCACUACAGUGAUGAACCAAGGAUAGAGUUCAAACUGAAUGACUACAAGAACAGGUACUCUGUACUAAAGGCUCUGAGAGGAAUACGCUAUGGAGGAGGCAACACCAAAACAGGUACACACACACACACACACGCACACAUACGCACUGACACUCUGUCUGCGUAGAAUGUCUAUAAGCUUUGAAAGUGGAGACCUCACAAACGUCCAAAGGUUAACUUGCCUUGCCUUUUGGAGACAGCUUUGCAUUUUCACAACUAAUUAACUAACUGUUUCGCCCAGGGCCAGAUUACCUAACGGGCACGCAGGGCACGUACCCCUGGAGGUCGGGUGCCCCCCAGAUAGCAUAUGAUAGCAAAAUGUGUAGAAUUGCAGGAAAUUAGCUUUAAAACUGCUAAAUGUUCUCUCAGCCUCAUGGCAAAAUGUGAACAAUAGCAUGAGAUGAGCUAUAAAACAGCAAUUUUUCUCUCUGACCCAUGACAAAAAGUGUAGAAUCUUCUUUAAAACUGCAACAUUUUCUCAUAGCUUCAUGGAGGUUGAUGCCCCGGUGGCCCCAAAUGCGGUAGUCCGGUGCUGGUUUCGCCCCACAGCUAGCCAAGAUGUUUAGCUAGCCAGCUGAAGUUUUUACCCUCUUUUGCUAGCUACCGUAGCCUUGUCUUGUCAAACGCCUGUUUCCAGAAAUGACCAGCUGUCUCCAGUUGUGUUUGCAUUUUGAAAUUGUGACACACCCUCCAUGCCUAUUCACUUUCAAUACAUAUUGACUCUCUAUAUUGUGCCUGCGUAAGUGCCUGCGAGCAAGUCUGUGUGUGUGUCUGUGUGUGUGUCAGUGGCGGCCGGUGCCGUUUAAGAUGAGGGAGGAUGAUAAAAUGUUUUAUGAACAUGGCCUUAUUUCUAUUACAGCAUAUUGGAUGACUGUCAUUCAUAUUCCAUUCACCCAGCUCAAUGUAACAUCGAUAGGUUUAGGCUACUACAUGAUACUCGAAUUUUCCCUGUACCCAUCAUGAGGUUGCUACAACCUAGCCUAUGAAUGAAAGUUUACAAUGUAGGUACACAGGUCGAGAGACAGAUUUGAGGUGACAGACAGUGACACAUGGACAGACAGUGACACAUUCAAUAACGCGUUGCACACUCUUGCCUGCAUCUAGCUGAUAUAGGGUGUAAUCAUUAGACCAACAGUUGCAAAAUAGAGUUUCUAUUGGACAAAUUCAGUUAUGUUUAUCCCCUUUUUGUUCCGUUCGCUUCCGUUUAAGAAAUGUUUUUUAACAGAAUCGGCACAAUGAAUACACCCCUGAUCACACGCAAACACAGUUCACUUUCACAGCAGCCACAUACAAACAGCUCGUUGUGUAUAUAUAAUUCCUUCUCGCAUCUAUCUACGCACUCUCUUCCUCUCACCUUCUCCCUUCGCUUGUGGACUGUCUGUGACCAGGUGAAAAAACAUUUCCAAGCCAAACCUUCAUAUCAUGACCACUGACUGCUACACACAGCCUACAUCAUUGUCACGUCAUAGUCAACAUAGCUACUAGAACUAACGCGUUAGUUGCAGUACAGUGUACAGUCAGCAGCAAGCAGUUUAGGAGUUACACUGGCGGGCCCCGGUGGCAAUAAAUUAAUAAAACCAAAAGCUUAACUUGACUAGGAAGAGUUCCAGUGUUGGAUAGCCGUAGUCAGCUACCUCCCCAUCCCUUCCUCUCUGUUUGAGCUGGGUGUUUGAGUAGGCUUAACUAGCUAGCUGCAUUCGAUGCUAACUAAAUGAAAGUGAAACAAAUAUUUACUACGAAAUAUAGCUAGCGCUCUCUCUCUCUCUCUCUCUCUCUCUCUCUCUCUCUCACUUCUCCUUAAUUUUGGAAGAAAUUAAUUUGUAAAAAAUUGUUCAGCUAUUGUCUGUCUCUCUCUUUGAGUCAACUACUCACCACAUUUUAUGCACUGCAGUGCUAGCUAGCUGUAGCUUAUGCUUUCAGUACUAGAUUAAUUAUCUGAUCCUUUGAUUGGGUGGACAACAUGUCAGUUUAUGCUGCAAGAGCUCUGAUAGGUUGGAGGACAUCCUCCGGAAGUUGUCAUAAUUACUGUGUAAGUCUAUGGAAGGGGGUGAGAACCAUGAACCUCCUAGGUUUUGUAUUGAAAUCAAUGUACCCAAAGGAGGACAGAAGCUAACUGUCGUCCGGCUACACCAUGGUGUUACCCUACAGAGUGCUGCUGAGGCUACUGUAGACCUUCAUUGCAAAACAGUAUGUUUUAAUAAAUUAUUUGAUGACGUGAAUAUAUUUAGUAUAAUUUUAUCAAAAAAUGAUAACUUUUUUAAUGUUUCACUAUUUAAAUUUUUCUGAAAUUCACUGAGGAUGGUCCUCUCCUUCCUCCUCUGAGGAGCCUCCACUGGUGUGUGUACAUACUGAUAGCGAUAUUGCCAGUGAAUCUAUUGUUGUUCCAUAGGGAAGGGGAUGAGCUACGUUCUGAAGGAGCUGUUCCAGGAGUCUCUGGGGAUGAGGCAGGAGGUGUCCCAUGUCUUGGUGUUGCUGACAGACGGCCGGGCCGUGGACGAUGUGGAGCAACCCUCCAGGAUAGCACAGGCUUAUGGUCAGUUCAGAUGUCAAAGGUCAUACUCUACAUACUGGGGUUGAGAGGUCAAAGGCCAUAAUGUACCUACUGGGGGUCAAAGGUUGUGGCUAGAUGGUAAACAGCUACGGACUGAAGUGACUUUUCAUAGCAGGCUAGGAGUGCAUUUUAGCUAACCCUAACCCUUUUCCUAACCUUAACCCAAUUCUCCUAACCUGCUACGCCUAAGUUCUCCUAACCUGCUACGAAAAGUAACUUCCGUUCAUAGCUGUAUACCAUCUAGUCAAAACCGUGGUCAAUGUGUUGGGAAGUCUAAGGAUUGUAGCCAUUCUAUUCUUGUUGAUUAGGAGCCAUUGCUACUGACACGCAAGCUCCUGAAAACAUAUUUUUAACACAGAUUAAUCUACACAGGCAUAUCUCACCUGUCUUUGAUACAUGUAGUGAUAUCCAGUACCUGUUCCUUGUCAAAAGCCUUUGACUUCUCAUAUUGUUGUAUAACAUUAUAUCAUGUUGCAUUAUUUAUGUCAUGUCAUGUAUUGUCACGUUCUUCCGUGAUAUUCACUCCCCUCUCUCUUAGGCGUGAGUGUGCUGGCCAUCGGGGUGGCCAACGCAGACAUGGACGAGCUGAAGAAGAUAGCGUAUCCAGCCAGCUACCAGAACAUCUUCUACGCCAGGGACUUUGACGACUUCUCCUCCAUAGAGAGAAAGUUCAUCAGCAACAUCUGCAGCGAGGCGCUGCACUCAGAGUUCAGACAACACGACGAGGUACAGAAUACACAUCUGAAUGAAACUAAUAUAUCAUUUGAAAUGAAAGGUACUACAUCAGGACUUUUUGGAACAACAUGCUUGUUUUAAAGCAUUUUAGCUUGCUAAUAAUGUCUGCUCAAUAUGUCUCCUUAGCUGGGAUCAUAGCUAGAUAAGUAUGAAGUGUGGAAUGUUGGCAAGCAGUGUCACGUUCGUUCAUAGACGGGUCAGACCAAGGCGCAGCGUGAUAUGCAUACAUGUUUAUUUAAACUUAAUAAACAACGACAAAACAAUAAACCAACGAAACGUGACGUCCAAAGGUAACACACAACAAACCUCACACGGAACAAGAUCCCACAACCCACUAGUGCCAAUAGGCUGCCUAAGUAUGGUCCCCAAUCAGAGACAACGAGCGACAGCUGCCUCUGAUUGGGAACCACACCGGCCAACAUAGAUCGAGACCUACUAGAUCCUAUAACAUAGAACAAGCACAACAAGGAAUAUACACACCCUGACUCAACAUUUAAGCGUCCCCUGAGUCAGAGCGUGACAGUACCCCCCCCCAAAGGUGCGGACUCCGACCGCACAACAUAAACAUAACAGGGUAGGGGCCGGGUGGGCAUUCCGCCUCGGAGGCGGAUCCGGCUCAGGGCGUGACGACCUCUCACUCUUCGCCUCCCUGUUGCGCCCCUGGUCUGGUCUAGAGCUCGGCGCGUUGCUUCCCCUCUCCUUCCUCCCACGAUACGCCAGGCCCAGUCUGGACCCUGGUGUGGGAGACCCCGAACCUGGAGAGGGGCAGACGUCAUGGUCUGGACUGGCGCAGCUGACCGGAGCUGGAUCAGGCACCGGUGGAGCGGACUGCUCUGGCUCCGAAGUGGAGCCGUUGACCGGAGCUGGACUAGACCACGGUGGAGCGGACUGCUCUGGCUCCGGAGUGGAGCCGCUGACCGGAGCUGGAUCAGGCACCGGUGGAGUGGACUGCUCUGGCUCCGAAGUGGAGCCGUUGACCGGAGCUGGACUAGACCCCGGUGGAGCGGACUGCUCUGGCUCCGGAGUGGCGCAGCUGACCGGAGAUGGAUCAGGCACCGGUGGAGCGGACUGCUCUGGCUCCGGAGUGGAGCAGCUGACCGGAGCUGGAUCAGGCACCGGCGGAGCGGACUGCUCUGGCUCCGGAGUGGAACAGCUGACCGGAACAGGAUCAGGCACCAGUGGAGCGGACUGCUCUGGCUCCGGAGUGGCGCAGCUGACCGGAACUGGAUCAGGCACCGGUGGAGCGGACUGCUCUGGCUCCGGAGUGGAGCAGCUGACUGGAGCUGGAUCAGGCACCGGCGGAGCGGACUGCUCUGGCUCCGGAGUGGAACAGCUGACCGGAACUGGAUCAGGCACCGGUUGAGCGGACCGCUCUGGCUCCGGAGUGGAGCAGCUGACCGGUGCCGGAUCAAGCACCGGUGGAACGGGCACGGGCCGUGCCGGACUGGACAAACACACCACUGGCUUGAUGUGAGGAGCGGGAACAGGCCGGACCGGGCUGGCGACGCGCACCACUGGCUUGGUGCGAGGAGCGGGAACAGGCCGGGCCGGGCUGGCGACGCGCACCACUGGCUUGGUGCGAGGAGCGUGAACAGGCCGGGCCGGACUGGCGACGCGCACCACUGGCUUAGUGCGAGGAGCAGGAACCAGCCGGGCCGGCGACGCGCACUACUGGCUUAGUGCGAGGAGCAGGGAAAGCCCGAGGCCGGACAAAAGCACCACUGCUCUGGUGCGAGGAGCAGGCACGGGCCGGACCAGACUGGCGACGCGCACCACUGGUUUGGUGCCAGGAGCAGGAACAGGCCGGGCCGGGCUGGCGACGCGCACCACUGGCUUGGUGCGAGGAGCAGGAACAGGCCGAGGCCAGACUGGACAAAAGCACCACUGCUCUGGUGCGAGGAGCAGACACGGGCCGGACCAGACUGGCGACGCGCACCACUGGUUUGGUGCCAGGAGCAGGAACAGGCCGGGCCGGGCUGGCGACGCGCACCACUGGCUUGAUGCGAGGAGCAGGAACAGGCCGGACCGGGCUGGCGACGCGCACCACUGGCUUGGUGCGAGGAGCGGGAACAGGCCGGGCCGGGCUGGCGACGCGCACCACUGGCUUGGUGCGAGGAGCGGGAACAGGCCGGGCCGGACUGGCGACGCGCACCACUGGCUUGAUGCGAGGAGCAGGAACAGGCCGGACCGGGCUGGCGACGCGCACCACUGGCUUGGUGCGAGGAGCGGGAACAGGCCGGGCCGGGCUGGCGACGCGCACCACUGGCUUGAUGCGAGGAGCAGGAACAGGCCGGACCGGGCUGGUGACGCGCACCACUGGCUUGGUGCGAGGAGCGGGAACAGGCCGGGCCGGACUGGCGACGCGCACCACUGGCUAGGUGCGAGGAGCAGGAACAGGCCGGGCUGGCGACGCGCACCACUGGCUUGGUGCGAGGAGCAGGAACAGACCGGGCCGGGCCGGCGACGCGCACCACUGACUUAGUGCGAGGAGCGGGAACAGGCCGGGCCGGACUGGCGACGUGCACCACUGGCUUGGUGCGAGGAGAGGGAACAGGCCGGGCCGGGUUGGCGACGCGCACCACUGGCUUGGUGCGAGGAGCGGGAACAGGGUGGGCCGGACUGGCGACGCGCACUACUGGCUUAGUGCGAGGAGCAGGAACCAGCCGGGCCGGCGACGCGCACUACUGGCUUAGUGCGAGGAGCAGGAACAGGCCGGGCCGGGCUGGCGACGCGCACCACUGGCUUGGUGCGAGGAGCAGGAACAGGCCGAGGCCGGACUGGACAAAAGCACCACUGCUCUGGUGCGAGGAGCAGGCACGGGCCGGACCAGACUGGCGACGCGCACCACUGGUUUGGUGCCAGGAGCAGGAACAGGCCGGGCCGGGCUGGAGACGCGCACCACUGGCUUGAUGCGAGGAGCAGGAACAGGCUGGACCGGGCUGGCGACGCGCACCACUGGCUUGGUGCGAGGAGCGGGAACAGGCCGGGCCGGGCUGGCGACGCGCACCACUGGCUUGGUGCGAGGAGCGGGAACAGGCCGGGCCGGACUGGCGACGCGCACCACUGGCUUGGUGCGAGGAGCAGGAACAGGCCGGGCCGGACUGGCGACGCGCACCACUGGCUUGGUGCGAGGAGCAGGAACAGGCCGGGCUGGCGACGCGCACCACUGGCUUGGUGCGAGGAGCAGGAACAGGCCGGGCCGGGCUGGCGACGCGCACCACUGGCUUGGUGCGAGGAGCGGGAACAGGCCGGGCCGGACUGGCGACGUGCACCACUGGCUUGGUGCGAGGAGAGGGAACAGGCCGGGCCGGGUUGGCGACGCGCACCACUGGCUUGGUGCGAGGAGCGGGAACAGGGCGGGCCGGACUGGCGACGCGCACCACUGGCUUAGUGCGAGGAGCAGGAACCAGCCCGGCCGGCGACGCGCACUACUGGCUUAGUGCGAGGAGCAGGAACAGGCCGGGCCGGGCUGGUGACGCGCACCACUGGCUUGGUGCGAGGAGCGGGAACAGGCCGGGCCGGACUGGCGACGCGCACCACUGGCUAGGUGCGAGGAGCAGGAACAGGCCGGGCUGGCGACGCGCACCACUGGCUUGGUGCGAGGAGCAGGAACAGACCGGGCCGGGCCGGCGACGCGCACCACUGACUUAGUGCGAGGAGCGGGAACAGGCCGGGCCGGACUGGCGACGUGCACCACUGGCUUGGUGCGAGGAGAGGGAACAGGCCGGGCCGGGUUGGCGACGCGCACCACUGGCUUGGUGCGAGGAGCGGGAACAGGGUGGGCCGGACUGGCGACGCGCACUACUGGCUUAGUGCGAGGAGCAGGAACCAGCCGGGCCGGCGACGCGCACUACUGGCUUAGUGCGAGGAGCAGGAACAGGCCGGGCCGGGCUGGCGACGCGCACCACUGGCUUGGUGCGAGGAGCAGGAACAGGCCGAGGCCGGACUGGACAAAAGCACCACUGCUCUGGUGCGAGGAGCAGGCACGGGCCGGACCAGACUGGCGACGCGCACCACUGGUUUGGUGCCAGGAGCAGGAACAGGCCGGGCCGGGCUGGAGACGCGCACCACUGGCUUGAUGCGAGGAGCAGGAACAGGCUGGACCGGGCUGGCGACGCGCACCACUGGCUUGGUGCGAGGAGCGGGAACAGGCCGGGCCGGGCUGGCGACGCGCACCACUGGCUUGGUGCGAGGAGCGGGAACAGGCCGGGCCGGACUGGCGACGCGCACCACUGGCUUGGUGCGAGGAGCAGGAACAGGCCGGGCCGGACUGGCGACGCGCACCACUGGCUUGGUGCGAGGAGCAGGAACAGGCCGGGCUGGCGACGCGCACCACUGGCUUGGUGCGAGGAGCAGGAACAGGCCGGGCCGGGCUGGCGACGCGCACCACUGGCUUGGUGCGAGGAGCGGGAACAGGCCGGGCCGGACUGGCGACGUGCACCACUGGCUUGGUGCGAGGAGAGGGAACAGGCCGGGCCGGGUUGGCGACGCGCACCACUGGCUUGGUGCGAGGAGCGGGAACAGGGCGGGCCGGACUGGCGACGCGCACCACUGGCUUAGUGCGAGGAGCAGGAACCAGCCCGGCCGGCGACGCGCACUACUGGCUUAGUGCGAGGAGCAGGAACAGGCCGGGCCGGGCUGGCGACGCGCACCACUGGCUUGGUGCGAGGAGCAGGAACAGGCCGAGGCCGGACUGGACAAAAGCACCACUGCUCUGGUGCGAGGAGCAGGCACGGGCCGUACCAGACUGGCGACGCGCACCACUGGUUUGGUGCCAGGAGCAGGAACAGGCCGGGCCGGGCUGGUGACGCGCAUCACUGGCUUGAUGCGAGGAGCAGGAACAGGCCGGACCGGGCUGGCGACGCGCACCACUGGCUUGGUGCGAGGAGCGGGAACAGGCCGGGCCGGGCUGGCGACGCGCACCACUGGCUUGGUGCGAGGAGCGGGAACAGGCCGGGCCGGACUGGCGACGCGCACCACUGGCUAGGUGCGAGGAGCAGGAACAGGCCGAGCCGGACUGGCGACGCGCACCACUGGCUUGGUGCGAGGAGCAGGAACAGGCCGGGCUGGCGACGCGCACCACUGGCUUGGUGCGAGGAGCGGGAACAGGCCGGGCCGGACUGGCGACGUGCACCACUGGCUUGGUGCGAGGAGAGGGAACAGGCCGGGCCGGGUUGGCGACGCGCACCACUGGCUUGGUGCGAGGAGCGGGAACAGGGCGGGCCGGACUGGUGACGCGCACCACUGGCUUAGUGCGAGGAGCAGGAACCAGCCGGGCCGGCGACGCGCACUACUGGCUUAGUGCGAGGAGCAGGAACAGGCCGGGCCGGGCUGGCGACGCGCACCACUGGCUUGGUGCGAGGAGCAGGAACAGGCCGAGGCCGGACUGGACAAAAGCACCACUGCUCUGGUGCGAGGAGCAGGCACGGGCCGUACCAGACUGGCGACGCGCACCACUGGUUUGGUGCCAGGAGCAGGAACAGGCCGGGCCGGGCUGGUGACGCGCACCACUGGCUUGAUGCGAGGAGCAGGAACAGGCCGGACCGGGCUGGCGACGCGCACCACUGGCUUGGUGCGAGGAGCGGGAACAGGCCGGGCCGGGCUGGCGACGCGCACCACUGGCUUGGUGCGAGGAGCGGGAACAGGCCGGGCCGGACUGGCGACGCGCACCACUGGCUUGGUGCGAGGAGCAGGAACAGUCCGGGCCGGACUGGUGACCCGCACCACUGGCUUGGUGCGAGGAGCAGGAACAGGCCGGGCUGGCGACGCGCACCACUGGCUUGGUGCGAGGAGCAGGAACAGGCCGGGCCGGGCUGGCGACGCGCAUCACUGGCUUGGUGCAAGGAGCAGGAACAUGCCGGACCGGGUUGGCGACGCGCACCACUGGCUUGGUGCGAGGAGCAGGAACAGGCCGGGCCGGGCUGGCGACGCGCAUCACUGGCUUGGUGCAAGGAGCAGGAACAUGCCGGACCGGGUUGGCGACGCGCACCACUGGCUUGGUGCGAGGAGCAGGAACGGGUCGGGCCGUACUGGGAACACGCACCACUGGCUUAGUGCGGGGAGCAGGAACGGGCCGUACCGGACUGGCGACACGCACCACUUGCUUGGUGCAAGGUGCGGGACUGGGUUCCUUUAUUAACUCCCGCUCCUUCUGCUGCCUAACCAGCUCCUCUCGCUGUGCCUCUACACUUUCCUUCUCCCUUUUAGCCUCCUGUAGCGCCUCCCUCUGACCGAAUAACUCCUGCUCCCUCUGAACCAAUAGCCCCCUUAACAUGGUGGCCUCCUCUCCUAACCUGCAGAUUCGCCCUUCCACGGCUUCCUGCUGCCUCGUCAUCCACACCGUGUGCCCCCCCAAAAAAAAUACUCUCUGGUCUCCGUCGUCGGCACUCCUCUUCCCGUGAGGACUCCUCCGGGAGCCCCCACGAGUUAAGGAACAGAAACUCGUCGUCGUCGUCAUCCUCUGACUCCUCAGUAUAAUACUGUUCCCUUUCCUCUUCCCAUGGUCGUGGGGACCCAAUCUGGAAACCAACCGGGUGCAGUGGUCGGGGCUCUUCUCUCUCGCUCCCCGACCACCCCUUUAGCCCCCCCCCCCAACAUUUUCUUGGGGCUGCUUCUCGGGCUUCCUCCUCGGCCGGCUUCCGUGUUGCCGUUGCUCCUCUCCUGCCUGGGCAUCCUUCUUCGCCCAGGGUCCUUUUACCGAAAAUAUCUCCUCCCAUGACCAAAUCUUCCCCACCUGUGUCCAGGGUGUUCGGUCCUCCUGGGCACGCUGCUUGGUCCGUGUUUGGUGGGAUCUUCUGUCACGUUCGUUCAUAGACGGGUCAGACCAAGGCGCAGCAUGAUAUGCAUACAUGUUUAUUUAAACUUAAUAAACAACGACAAAACAAUAAACCAACGAAACGUGACGUCCAAAGGUAACACACAACAAACCUCACACGGAACAAGAUCCCACAACCCACUAGUGCCAAUAGGCUGCCUAAGUAUGGUCCCCAAUCAGAGACAACGAGCGACAGCUGCCUCUAAUUGGGAACCACACCGGCCAACAUAGAUCUAGACCUACUACAUCCUAUAACAUAGAACAAGCACAACAAGGAAUAUACACACCCUGACUCAACAUAUAAGCGUCCCCUGAGUCAGGGCGUGACAAGCAGCCAAUUACCAAAACUCAAUUGUGACAGAGAUGUGAAAUUCACCUGUGUAUCGGAGUGGGCUACUCUCGCCAUCCAGCUGGAAUUAGAAUGUUCACGAGGUAGAAAUGAUGAUGUAAUUGAUAAUGACCUACAGCCUCUGAUUCAAGGUCAUAUAAUAAGGUCAACAUCGAUGUGUUUGACCUCUUUUAUUAGUCUGCCCAGCUGGACUCUCCAACUGAUGACCCUGAUGAGCUGACCAAACCCCAGGGCCCCUGCCCCUUACAGUGCAAGGUAUGUCCUUCUCAUAAUCAUCAUCAUUAUCAUCAUCAUCAACAUUGCCUUUUUCAUGAUUUGUGUCAGCAUCACGUAUCCGAGUUUGUCCCAUAGAAAUAUAAUAUAUUCUACAUCUAUGGUUUGUUCCCUCCCAGCAGCCAGAACUGGUUGAAAUGACCUCAUUCCAACCAGUUCUGCUAAUGACGUCAUUCCAACCAGUUCUGCUAAUGACGUCAUUCCAACCAGUUCUGCUAAUGACGUCAUUACAACCAGUUUUGCUGAUGAAGUCAUUCCAACCAGUUCUGGUAAUGACAUCAUUCCAACCAGUUCUGGUAAUGACAUCAUCCCAACCAGUUCUACUAAUGAUGUCAUUCCAACCAGUUCUGGUAAUGACAUCAUUCCAACCAGUUCUGGUAAUGACAUCAUUCCAACCAGUUCUGCUAAUGACUUUUUUUUCUAUUUGAUUAAUAGAUUAAUCUCUUUCUCAUUUCUGAUUCACUUUCAAAGGGGCAGAAAGGUGAAAAGGUGACUACAGUUAUAUUUAGUUACUUCUGACUUGAUGAUUAAAUGAAAUAUUUGGACUUGAACCACCUUUAUGUUUACCUUGUUCUCUUGUUCUUCUCUGUCACUCACAGGGAGAUGGCUCUGGUAAUGGUGGACUGGUAUGUUCUACACCACUAUUAAAUUCAUUAAUUAAGUCAUUCAUUCAUCCAUCCAUGCAUCCGUUUACCCAGCCAUCCAUUCAUUCAUCUACCAUAAUUCCAUGACAUUUGUUUGAUUACAGAGACUCCAGCAAAACACUGCGAUGUUUGAGUCAUUUGGCCUCAAGUCCAAAGGAGAGAAAGGAGAGAGAGUAAGUGGUAACUCUGUCAUCAUACAUUGUCUAUGUAGGCUAUCAUCUAUACACACUGAUACAGCAGAGUGCUGUGCCCUUGAGCAAGGCACGUAACCCCAACUGCUUCAAGGGUACUAUCCCUGUGUGUGGCUGACCCGAUGCUGCUCCCAGUCGUUUUUUAUUUCUGUAUAAAGACAACCCCAUAGCUGAUGCUCUGAAACAUGAAAGGCACCGUACCAUCAAAGUGUCAGUGUGUCAGAAUUGAUGAUGACAGUUGACAGAAUCGCUGCUAUAUAUAUUCCAUACUGUGAGAAUAGCACUGUUUCUUCUUCUGUAGCAUCUGACUGUUAGGCAAUCAACAGUCUGUCUUCCAGGUUUCACAAAAUAUGUGUUUGGUCCUAUAAUUGUGUUUUAAUAAGGCAUUUUUGCCCUUCCGCGUCACUUUAUACACAGAAGAUCUCCGCUAAACACAUAAUCAAACUGUUUAUAUUACUCUCUGUGAUUACUGAUGAAAUUGACUAGAAAUACAAAGUUGCCAAUGUCUUUUAAUUGAACAACCCACUGGGCACACACUGGUUGAAUCAACGUUGUUUCCACAUCAUUUCAUUGAAAUUAUGUUAAACCAACGUGGAAUAGAUGUUGAAUUGACGUCUUUGCCCAGUGGGAAGUGAAAUAAUAUUUAAAUAAAUGCCAUGUUCAGUUAAUUGAGUUAUAUUUGUAAGCUACACUAUCUGUAAUUUUUGCUUCAAUAUAUUUCAUGAUGUGUAAGAACAUGUGUCCAAUGAUGUGCCAAAUGAAUCUGUGAUUGAGUGAAUUAUUAUAGGGUAAGCAUUAGAAUAAGCUGCCUCAAUAUUUGCAGCCAUUAGGUGAUAAUAUCGCUCUAGGAGCUGAUCCGUUGUCAGUAUUGUGGAAUAAUUCAGAUGUUAAGGUACGAUUUUAAUGGAGAAAGCUGAUCCGAGAGCAGCGAUGCCUUUCUUUCGAUCCUAUCAGUAUCGACACGUGCUCCAACGACGCACUUAGCAAACUUUUUUUCUGCGUGGUGUUUUGGGAAACGCAUAUUACACCUUCGGCCGUUGUAGGAAAGAUGCAUCACUUAAACAUUGUAAGCCUAAAUUCCAUUGCUUUCGGGAAACUGGGCCCAGGACAGCACACCUUCCACCUCCACUCACCUUAGCGCCAGGUGUUGCAAAACAACAGCAAUACAAUGAUCCUAUUUUUCUCAGUGUGUCUUCAGUGUUCAUUGAUACUGGACUUCACAUAGAAACAGAGAUCAAACGUUGUAUUUGGGUCAGUACUCCUUUUCAAUCUUUCUCCUUGGUUAUGUAAUGUGGUUUUGUGUGAUUGUUUUUCUCAGUAACAUACGACAUAAAGGUUUGUAGUAGAACAAUGAAAGCAGUAUCAAAACGGAUAAAGAAGCCAAAAACAAAGAAAAAAAGGGAAAACAAAUCUGUCUAGUGUAUUUUUUGGCACGGACUAUAUAUAUUAUUUUUUUCACAGGGACUUCCUGGAACAGAUGGUAUCCCCGGGUUGCCAGGACGACCAGGACGAACCGGACCCCCAGGUUCAGCCGGACAACGGGUAAAUAUAACAAAGAAAGAAACAGUCUUAUUGUACACUGAGUGUACAAAACAUUAGGAACACCUUCCUAAUAUUGAGUUGCACCCCCUUUUGCCAUCAGAACAGCCUCAAUUCGUCGGGGCAUGGACUCUAUGGGGUGUCGAAAGUGUUCCACAGGGAUGCUUCCCACAGUUGUGUCAAGUUGGCUGGAUGUCCUUUGGGUGGUGGACCAUUCUUGAUACACACGGGAAACUGUUAAGCAUGAAAAACCCAGCAGCGUUGCAGUUCUUGACACAAACCGGUGCUCCUGCCACCUACUACCAUACCCUGUUCAAAGGCACUUAAAUAUUUUGUCUUGCCCAUUCACCCUCUGAAUUGUACACAUACACAAUCCAUGUCUCAAUUGUCUCAAGGUUUAAAAAUCCUUCUUUAACCUGUCUCCUCCCCUUCAUCUACACUGAUUGAAGUGGAUUUAACAAGUAACAUCAAUAAGGGAUCAUAGCUUUCACCCGGUCAGUCUAUGUCAUGGAAAGAGCAGGUGUUCAUAAUGUUUUGUACAUUCAGUGUAUAGGCUGAUGUAAAAAUUGUCCUGUUUUAACGAUGUAUUGGACUGUUAAGCACCGUUACUGUGUGUGUCUGUGAUUUACAUUGUUGAAGGUGCUUCUGUGUGCCUGACACCACAAAUUAAAGUUAUUCUAAGAAUUAAGCUUUCCAGUGGGCGAAACUGGUUGAAAGGAAAGUUUUGCUCAUUGGGCAAGCUUAUUAACUACAUUUGAACUUAUGCCACUUAUGUAAAUGAGAUGUUCCUAAUGCCAGUGUUCUCUCUGUUUCAGGGUUUAGAAGGUGUUCCAGGUGAUAUGGUAUGUCCAAAGUGCUUAUGGAGGCAAUGUUUAUUACUGUCUAGUAGUGUACCCAUAAGCUCAAACUAAAUCAAGUUUGUGUCCCAAAUGGCACCCUGUUCCCAAGUUAGUGCACUACUUUUGACCAGGACUUAUAGGGUUCUGGUCAACAAUAGUGCACUACAGUAUAUAGGGAAUAAGAUGCCAUUUAGGAUGCAGACCCUAGGUCUUGUACUUCAGAAUGACUCAUAAGACCAUUAAUGCCUGUAUCUCUGUUUUCAAGUUGUUCUCUACAACUUUUCCACGUUUAAUCCUUCAUAAAAAAGAAUGUCAUUACUAAUUAUAGAUGCCAUGCAUUUUGAGUAACAGUUUGUCAUAAUACUAUGAUUAUGUUGACACCUGUAGCCACAUGAAAUUAUGUUUCUCAGUUUUAUUUCCUUCUUGCUAGUUUACAGCUAUACCUUAAACAUGACUGUACACAAACAUGACAUGACUGUAAGUCGCUUUGGAUAAAAGCGUCUGCUAAAUGGCAUAUUAUUAUUAUUAUUAUAUUAUUAAACUGUUGGAUCUGUCGUCUCCAAUUUUUGGAGAUGUUUCCCUCAAGGCUCCAAGUUUGUGGGGGUUGAAGUGAUUCCAUAACUUGUUGUGGAACUAUUGCUUAUUUCUGACACCAUGCAAUAUUAAGCUAGCUAGCUUUGGUGAACAAUGAACAAGUGUGUAUUCAUUCAGCCAUCUUUAUUCAAAACUGAAUUUCCUGUGGCUUCAGGUGGCAGCCUAAUCAUGUCAUUACAGUCAUCCUUUUAUGAUUUCCUGUCAGGUGAUCUAGUGUGUCAUUGUGAAUGGUGUCAUGUUAGGAUUUUAAUGUUAUUUUCUGUAAUCACAGGGGCCUCCUGGUAUCACUGGUCCAAAAGGCCAGAGAGGAGAGAGGGUAAGUCCAAUGGUAGUGGGUUCGGGUAAGUCCAAUGGUAGUGGGUUCGAUCCCCGGGACGACCCAUAUGUAAAAAUGCACACAUGACUGUAAGUCGCUUUGGAUAAAAGCGUCUGCUAAAUGGCAUAUUAUAUUAUAUUAUAAUAAAUGUUAGGAUUAUCUGUGCGAUAUAAAAUGUAAUGCUAACCAAUAGGGUCAAGUGAUUAAAGUGGGAGUCUUGCGUUAAGUUUGAACUCUAUAGACCCUUUCUACCUUUAUGCCCAACCCUUUGUCGCUCUCUUAGAGUUAUAGGUAAUCAUACUACGGGUUCACCACCAGGUGCUAUUAUGUGACCUUUGACCUCUCUCUGCCAGGGGGAGCCUGGGUAUGUCAUAGGGGGCAUAGGAGACGGCCAUUAUGUUCCUGGACGAAAGGGAGAGCCUGGAUCAUCAGUGAGUAUUCACAACACAGACCCUAAGACUACAACAUUGUUUUAGUAAGGCCUUAUAAAGGGCUAUAAAUGCUUCAUAAAGGGUUUGGAAAUUGUAUUGCCUGAAAUAACUUGUUUUGUCCAUUCAACAUCAUAAAUAAUUGAUACUACAAGCUUCCUCUGAGUAAGAAAUACAAAUUUUAACCAUAAAUGUGUAGUGGUUGUUGUUAAUGUCCUAUCCUGCUCUGAUAAAAGGGACCCCAAGGGGCUCCGGGUGUACCAGGGGUCUCUGGACCCUCAGGCCUACCUGGACAGUCAGGUUCACCUGGGUCCCCAGGGAUAUCCGUUAAGGUAAGAUAGAUGGAUACUGCGGGUAGAUCUUACAUACGGUUAUUAUUAUAUCACAUACCGAACUGAUUCCUUCAACAAGACUGUGACCGCAUUUUGAGUUUACUGUAUGUUAUGUGUGUUGUGUCAUUCAAAAAUAUAUGCUACAAGUAUCAUGUUGUCGGCACACAAUGGAAAUAAUAUUGGGGAUAAAACUCAUCCCUGAGGGACUCCGUUGUAACCAGUUCAUAUGAUAAAAUGUCUUUCACAUUGACCUUCUGUGGCCGGUCACUUAACAAUCUUAAAUUAUAUGGGUUUCACAACAUUGAUUGAUUGUACAUAUUUAUGUUCUAUCCUUCACUUGCAGGGGGAACAUGGAGAGGCAGGUGCUAAAGUGAGUGGGUGGUUCUUUUCUUUUAUUCAAGACCAUAGUUACUGCUUUGGGUCAAGGGAAGAUAGUGCUUGCUAAGUCAAUGGAAUUCAUCUAAAUUGGAAUGAAAAACUGGCACAGUGUUGAUUUUAAUAAAACAACGCUGCCAGGAUUAUGAAUUCGUUUUAUCGAUCGCAUUUUAAAGACACAUUUUGGCCUUUGCUGACGAUUCUAGAAAUGGGUGUUCAUUUUUCAAAACUAAUAUUGGGUCAUUGUCACGAUGUCGGUGUAUGCGGUAGACUGAAGUCAGGCGCAGGACACAGAACUCAAGGGAAAAACGUAACUUUACUAAAGCUCGUAAAGAAACAAGAAGCCUCCACGCAGGGAGGAAUAAAUCCGCUCACCAAUGACAUACAAGUACAAGCAACAAACACGCACAGAACACAAUGGGAGCCACAGGGUUAAAUAGGGGCGGAGUAAUCACAAGAUGGGCAACAGGUGUGAAACAAUCUGACACAACAGGUAGAACAUAGAAACAUAGAACAUAGAUCGGCAGCAGCUAGUACUCCGGUGACGACGAACGCCGAAACCUGCCCGAGCAAGGAGGAGGGGCAGCCUCGGCAGAAUCCGUGACAGUACCCCACCCCUGACGCGCGGCUCCAGCCGUGCGUCGACACCGGCCUCAGGGAUGGCCAGGAGGACGCGGCGCGGGGCGAGUGGGAUGAUUGCGGUGGUAAUCCCUCAACAUGGAUGGAUCGAGGAUAUCCCUCCUAGGAACCCAGCACCGUUCCUCCGGACCGUACCCCUCCCACUCCACGAGAUACUGCAGGCCCCCCACCCGACGCCUCGAAUCCAAUAUGGACCGAACCGAGUACGCCGGUGCCCCCUCGAUGUCCAGCGGGGGCGGAGGAACCUCCCGUAUCUCCGACUCCUGGAGUGGACCAGCUACCACCGGCCUGAGGAGAGACACAUGGAACGAGGGGUUAAUACGAUAAUUAGUAGGAAGUUGUAACCUAUAACAUACCUCGUUCAAUCUCCUCAGGACUUUGAAUGGCCCCACAAACCGCCGACCCAGUUUCCGGCAGGGCAGGCGAAGGGGCAGGUUUCGGGUCGAGAGCCAGACCCGGUCCCCCGGUGCAUACACCGGGGCCUCACUGCGGUGGCGGUCGGCGCUCGCCUUUUGCCGCCUGAUGGCCCGCUGCAGACGUACAUGGGCACCGUUCCAGGUCUCCUGCGAGCGCCGAAACCACUCGUCCACCGCAGGUGCCUUGAUCUGGCUCUGAUGCCAAGGUGCCAGGACCGGCUGAUAACCUAAUACACAUUGGAACGGAGAAAGGUUAGUGGAGGAGUGGCGGAUGGAGUUCUGGGCUAUCUCUGCCCAGGGGAGGUAAACCGACCACUCCCCCCGCUGGUCCUGGCAAUAUGACCUCAGAAACCUACCCACCUCCUGGUUAACUCUCUCCACCUGCCCGUUACUCUCGGGGUGAAAUCCUGAGGUCAGACUGACCGAGACUCCCAGACGUUCCAUGAACGCCCUCCAAACCCUAGAGGUGAACUGGGAACCCCGAUCAGAAACUAUAUCCUCAGGCACCCCGUAGUGCCGGAAGACGUGUGUAAAUAGGGCCUCAGCUGUUUGUAGGGCCGUAGGGAGGCCGGGCAGCGGAAUGAGGCGGCAGGACUUAGAAAACUGAUCCACAACAACCAGGAUCGUGGUGUUCCCUUGUGAGGGGGGAAGAUCCGUCACGAAGUCCACCGAUAGGUGGGACCAUGGUCGUUGUGGAACGGGUAGAGGUUGCAAUUUCCUUCUGGGCAGGUGUCUAGGAGCCUUACACUGGGCGCACACCGAGCAGGAGGAAACAUAAACCCUCACGUCCUUAGCUAAGGUGGGCCACCAGUACUUCUCACUAAGACAGUGCACUGUCCGACCGAUACCAGGAUGACCAGAGGAGGGUGACGUGUGAGCCCAAUAGAUCAACCGAUCGCGGACAUCAAGCGAUACGUACACACGACCCUCUGGACACUGGGGAGGAGUGGGUUCGUUGCGCAACGCCCGCUCGAUCUCCGCGUCAACCUCCCACACCACCGGUGCCACCAGACACGACGCCGGAAGUAUGGGAGUGGGCUCCACGGAACUCCCCUCUGAGUCAUACAGUCGGGACAGAGCAUCUGCCUUAGCGUUCUGGGAACCUGGCCUGUAAGAAAGGGUGAAAACAAAACGGGUGAGAUACAUGGACCACCUUGCCUGGCGAGGGUUUAACCUCCUCGCUGCCUGGAUGUACUCCAGAUUGCGGUGAUCAGUCAAAAUGAGAAAAGGGUGUUUAGCCCCCUCAAGCCAAUGUCUCCACGCUUUCAGAGCUUCGACCACAGCCAACAGCUCCCGGUCCCCCACAUCAUAGUUGCGCUCCGCCGGGCUGAGCUUCUUCGAAAAGAAGGUUAGGUGGCAUACCCGAGCGCUGAGACAGUACAGCGCCUAUUCCAGCCUCGGACGCAUCCACCUCAACCGUGAAGGCUAAAGAGGGGUCCGGAUGAGCCAGCACUGGAGCCGAGGUAAACAGGUCCUUCAAACGAUUAAAAGCCCUGUCCGCCUCCGUUGACCACUGCAGACGCACCGGCCCCCCCUUCAGUAACGAGGUAAUGGGAGCUGCUACCUGACCAAAGCCCCGGAUAAAUCUCUGGUAGUAAUUAGCAAAACCCAAAAAUCGCUGCACCUCCUUUACCAUGGUUGGAGUCGCCCAAUUACGCACGGCCGAAAUGCGGUCACUCUCCAUCCUCACCCCUGACGCGGACAUAUGGUACCCCAAGAAAGAGAUGGACUCCUGGAAGAACAGGCAUUUCUCUGCCUUAGCAUACAGGUCAUGCUCCAACAGUCUUCCAAGCACCUUACGCACCAGGGACACAUGCUCGGCACGUGUAGCGGAGUAUAUAAGGAUGUCAUCAAUAUACACCACUACCCCUUGUCCGUGCAGGUCCCUGAAAAUCUCAUCCACAAAUGAUUGGAAAACUGAAGGAGCAUUCAUUAACCCGUAGAUACUCAAAAUGUCCAGAGGUGGUGCUAAAUUCCGUCUUCCACUCAUCUCCCUCACGGAUACGCACUAGGUUGUAUGCGCUCCUGAGAUCCAAUUUUGUGAAAAAGCGUGCCCCGUGCAAUGAUUCCGUCAUACUAGUUAUUAGAGGUAAUGGAUAGCUGUACUUGAUGGUAAUCUGAUUUAGGCCACGGUAAUCAAUGCACGGGCGUAACCCACCAUCUUUCUUCUUCACAAAAAAGAAACUUGAGGAAACGGGUGAAGUGGAUGGCCGAAUGUAUCCCUGCCUCAGAGAUUCGGUGACAUAUGUCUCCAUAGCCGCCUUCUCCUCCUGAGACAAAGGAUACACGUGACUCCGGGGAAGUGCAGCUCCUACCUGGAGAUUUAUCGCACAAUCCCCCGGACGAUGGGGUGGUAAUUUAGUCGCCCUCUUUUUGCUGAAGACGAUAGCCAAAUCGGCAUACUCGGAUGGAAUGUGCAUGGUGGAAACCUGGUUUGGACUUUCCACCGAAGUUGCCCCCAAGGAAACUCCUAAACACCUCCCUGAACACUGACUGGACCAUCCCUUGAGAGCCCUCUGUUGCCAUGAAAUAGUGGGGUCAUGAAUGGCUAACCAGGGAAGUCCCAACACCACAGGAUGCGCAGGAGAAUCAAUCAGAUAGAGGCUAAUCCUCUCCUCAUGACCACCCUGCGUCAUCAUCAGCAGAGGAGCGGUGACCUCCCUGAUUAUGCCUGACCCUAACGGGCGACUAUCUAAGGCGUGAACAGGGAAAGGUUUAUCAACAGACACUGUGGGAAUCCCUAGGCUACGUGCAUACUGGCGAUCAAUAAAAUUCCCAAUCGCGCCUGAAUCUACUAGUGCCUUAUGCUGGGAAUGAGGAGAAAAUUCUGGAAACAUAAUGUCGAUACACAUAUUAGCAACAGGGAACUCUGGGUGAGUCGGGUGCCUACUCACCUGAGACGGUCGACCAGUGCUCUGCCUGCUGCCUCGACCUCCUGAGAAACCUCCCCUGCACCGACCAGCAGUGUGUCCUCUGCGGCCACACUUGGUGCAGGGGACAGUUUCUCUCCCAGUCUCCCUACCUGCAGCACCUCCUAGCUCCAUAGGUGUAGGCUCGGAGGUGCUGGGAGAUGAAAUGGACAGGCCCCCAUCAGAACGUCCGCGGGCUGCCAACAGGUUAUCCAACCGGAUGGACAUGUCCACCAGUUGGUCCAGGUUGAGAUUGGUGUCCCUGCAGGCCAGUUCCCGACGGACGUCCUCCCUUAAGCUGCAACGAUAGUGGUCGAUAAGGGCCCGCUCAUUCCAUCCCGCGCUGGCUGCUACAGUCUUGAACUCCAGCGCAAACUCCUGCGCGCUCCUCAUCUCCUGUCUUAGGUGGACCAGACGUUUUCCCGCCGCUCUCCCCUCAGGUGGAUGAUCGAAUACCGCCCGGAAGCGGCGGGUGAAAUCCGCGUAGCGGACAGUUCUCGAGUCUAUAUUUCUCCACUCGGCGUUAGCCCACUCAAGCGCCUUCCCCGAUAGACAGGAGAUAAGGGCGGACACGCUCUCGUAUCCCGAGGGCGCCGGGUGAAUGGUGGCCAGGUAGAGCUCUACCUGUAGGAGAAAUCCCUGGCACCCGGCAGGUGUACCGUCAUAUGCCCUCGGGAGCGAGAGCCGAAUCCCACUGGACCCAGGUGGCGAAAUGGUAGCCAGUGUAGCAGGUGGUGGUGUGGUGGGACAUGGUGAAGGGAUACCACCUCUCGCCAAUCGCUCCAUCAUCUGGAAAACUCGUUCCAUCGUCUCACCAAGAUUCUGGAGGAUCGUCCCUUGACGUUGGACUGGUUCUUCCAUCGUCUCGGUAGAUCCAGUCGUUCCUGCUGACUCCAUUGUGGUGCGUGUUUCUGUCACGAUGUCAGUGUAUGCGGUAGACUGAAGUCAGGCGCAGGACACAGAACUCAAGGGAAAAACGUAACUUUACUAAAGCUCGUAAAGAAACAAGAAGCCUCCACGCAGGGAGGAAUAAAUCCGCUCACCAAUGACAUACGAGUACAAGCAACAAACACGCACAGAACACAAUGGGAGCCACAGGGUUAAAUAGGGGCGGAGUAAUCACAAGAUGGGCAACAGGUGUGAAACAAUCUGACACAACAGGUAGAACAUAGAAACAUAGAACAUAGAUCGGCAGCAGCUAGUACUCCGGUGACGACGAACGCCGAAACCUGCCAGAGCAAGGAGGAGGGGCAGCCUCGGCAGAAUCCAUGACAGUCAUGUAUUGCGUUUGCCAGGGCUACCUUGAAAAAUAGCUUCCUAUCUUGACAGGACUCACCUGGAUAAAUACAAAAUAAAUGAAUACAAGCCAUUCAUGCUACAUCUAUGUUUAAUAUUGCCCAAUAACUUGGUGAACCCGAAUUUAACCUCUUUUCCUUUCUAGUAUGUUAGUAAUAAAAUAACAUGAGUGUUUUGUGAUGUUUUGAAAGGGUUUGCGUGGGAAAGCAGGGGCCAAAGGAGACAAAGGAGAUCACGGUAAAGAUGUAAGUGUUUGGUUUCUGUUAUGCGGUGAACAGCCUAGUGAUUAUAGUGUUGGACCAGUAACUGAAAGGUCGCUAGUCUGAAUUCCACAGCCGACAAGGUGAAAAAUGUCUGCCCUUGAGCAAGACACUUAACCCUAAUUGCUCCAUGGUCGCCGUUGAUCAUGGCUGACACUGGCAGUGACCCCACUCUCCGAGGGUGUCUCAGGGAGAGUUGGGAUAAGCAAAAAACACAUUUCCAAUUCACACAUGCGUAUUAAUACACACUUGUACAUGUGAAAUAGGACAAAUGUAAGCACAGAUCAAAUGAUGAUUAUUUAUUAUGCUCGGUUUGUGUUAAUUAAACUAUAAUACCACAUUGAUAUUUAUACAUAUUGGACAUCAGCUCCUAGUUCAUGUGUUGUUCCAUCUUUCUUAAUUUCCUUGUUGUCUGUCUCAAACCAGGGCCAAGCAGGGUUACCUGGUCCCAUUGGAAUUGAUGGUGUUCCAGGCUUCCCAGGUCAAAAGGGAAAUAAGGUAAGAGUGUCCUUCUUUAUCUAGAAGUUACAGUAUACCUGAAGGGAUAUUAUCUUGUGGUUUCCUCUGUAUAUUUGAAUGAAGCCACAGCGAAUAUCAUAUUUUAAACUAACCAUUUACAUGGGUAUCAUACUGCAUGUUGAUCUGAUUAUGGUUAUAAUAGGAUUCUGAUUGGUGAUUUGUGCUGUUCUUCCCAGGGAGAGGAGGGGAUCGGGGUUCCCGGUGUCCAGGGCCCUCUUGGAGAGCCAGGGGGGAAGGUACGAACAGUUCAUACCUGGACUCAUCAACAUGAAGUGUGUGUAUUGCUUUACCUGAAUUGUGUAGUUUGUUAGUCACAUAUUAGCUGAUCAUUGGUUUAACUUUGUCUUGCAGGGAAAUAUAGGCCUAUCAGGACCUGAGGGACCAAAGGUACUUUAUUUAUGCUAACGCUUUGAUUUGAAGCUCAAACGACAUAGGCAUUCUGCAAACCCGUUGGACUGCAGUAUGGAUCUGGUCAUUCACACCAUUGAAGUAUCAUCUUUGUUCUGUCUUUCUAAGGGAGAUGCUGGUGUUCAAGGGAUACAAGGGGUUGUCGGACCACGGGUAUGCAUCAACUUUUUAUUUUUGUAUAUUCAAUACACAUACAAAAGUGUAGACCAUUAUAAUAUAACUCCUGAGUGGCGCAGUGGUCUAAGGCACUGCAUCGCAGUGCUAACUGUGCCACUAGAUCCUGGUUCGAAUCCAGGCUCUGUCGCAGCCGGCCGCGACCGGGAGACUCAUGGGCGGUGCACAAUUGGCCCAGCGUCGUCCAGGGUAGGGGAGGGAAUGGCCGGCAGGGAUGUAGCUCAGUUGAUAGAGCAUGGCGUUUGCAACGCCAGGGUUGUGGGUUCGAUUCCAACGGGGGGCCAUUAUAAAAAAAAUAUGUAUUCACUAACUGUAAGUCGCUCUGGAUAAGAGCGUCUGCUAAAUGACUAAAAUGUAAAUGUAUAAUGUACUUUAUAUAUGGACGUCCGUAAUGAAAUUAUUCAGGCUGGAUGGUUUCUCUCCUCCUUUAGGGGAAGAAGGGCGUGAAAGGCAGCCAAGGGGAUAAGGUGAGUUAAAUCCACACUCUACCGCUCGUUACGCCUCCUCAUAUUGAAAUAUUCUCUGCAUAAUUAAUAAGAGUGGUGUUUCAUCAGCUGAUUAAAUUAGAAAAUAUAUGUAUUUCAGCUCCAGGUCAAUCACUGGGCUGUGUAUGGCUUAGAAUGUGAUCAGCUCCCAUUAUUAAAGGGCUUUGGGUGUGUGCGUCUGUGUGCGCCAGUCCGAGCACAAGCCAACAAAGUGCAAGUCCUCACCUCAUAACAGUUAUCAUAUCUCUCGCUACAAUAGUAUGUUUUUACUCGACAGUCAUGUGUGUGAGUAGCUCAUCAGAUAAUGAUCAUGGUGAUAAUGUGGUGGUAAUGUUAUGGUUAUGUCUCCUACAGGGCGAUCGAGGAGAGCUGGGGCCUAUGGGACCACAGGGAGUGACAGUGAGUAUAACCAGCCAUUACAGAACCAAUCGUUACCACACUACCAAACCUGGGCUGUGUUCAUUUGGGCAUGCAGAAACUGAAACGGAGAGGGAUUACCCGGACUUGUCCGAUAAGAAACACUCAUUUUAGUUUUUUCUGUUUUAGUUUUUCACAAAUCCUCUGGUUACAAAUUUGCUCUCAUUAUCCUUCAAAUCACUUGUGUUGUAACUUUUCAUUGAGAAAGUUUGCAACUAGUUAGGUGAACCCACUUACCCUUCCCUCUUCACUGCCCUCUCCCUCCAUAUAUUAUCUGUGUGAAGGAGUGUGUGUACCUUAGGGAAAUUAACCCAGCUGAUUAGAUUGAAGUGGGCAGCCAUCCUCAUCCCACCUCCAACCUGUCCAGCCAUCGGCUACAUCGGUCCGCUAAUAGACGACUAGUAAAGGCCCAGUGCACUACUUUUGUGAAAAUAAUAUUUUUUACAUUUUUACUUAUUAAUAUGUUGUUUUCCCACCGAUUUUUCAGGGGGUACUGCAGCACCCUCAGCACCCCUACGGCUAUGGGUGUAUCAGGACUAAUGGUCUAUCUGAGAAGGUCUUUCAUCACUGAGCUUUAAUUUAACCUUCAUUUAUUUGCAACGUGCAUAAUGAAUACGGGAGGAUUAUCUCAAAUGAUCAUCUUAGUUAUCAUCUUAGUAUGUUUGGAAAGGUAUGAAUAAUUUCAGUGAAGCAUUUGCUCCAGUGGCUGAUAUUGACUGACAUUAAUAUUUUUAUAACAAUUGGCCAAUUAACAGUGUAACCCAUAACAAAUAAAUAUUAAUGUUAUUGUUUGUUUCAUUUUUCUGAAAGUGUCAAAAUGCACCUUAUGACUCGUAUGUUAUGAGUAGGACCCUGUGUUCUGGGCUAUCAUGUCAUAUGAUCUAGAUUUAUUUUAAGCCUUUACCAGAAAUUAGAAUUACACCAAAAAUGAAAGCAAUUGUCUGAGGACCAACUGGAGCUGGACCAACUGACAUGAAAAGAAAAGGGGAAAGUUUGAUGAAAAAGCUUUAAAUAAAAGUGUAACUCCUGGUCAUGUGACGUGAUUAACCAAAACACAGGGCCCUAGUUAUGAGAUAUGAGAUUUGAUUACCUUAUUUGGCAAGAUAUAUUUAUUUUCUGUAUUAUAAGGUCAGGUAAGUUUGUUAUGUGUAUUGUUCAGGAUGUGAAUAGAUAUGUUGUCCUCCACUCUCUCAGGGCUUUGCAGGGGCUGUUGGGCAUAAGGGUGACGAGGUGAGUAUUCAUGGUGUGUGUGUGUGUGUGUGUGUCCCCUGUAGCUCAGUUGGUAGAGCAUGGCGCUUGCAACGCCAGGGUUGUGGGUUCGUUUCCCACGGGGGGCCAGUAUGAAAAUGUAUGCACUCACUAACUGUAAGUCGCUCUGGAUAAGAGCGUCUGCUAAAUGACUAAAAUGUCAAUGUGUGUGUGAGAGAGAGAUAUAAGCCUUUGGUCUCACUCCACAGGGACAGAGAGGAGUUCCUGGUGACCCAGCCAAAGGGGUAAUGUUACAAUAUCAUAAAUAAUUCUCACUGACUGUACUUACCUAGCUACAUGUUUUUAUACACAGUACUAUCAUAUUAUGCUUACUCUCCGUUUCAUCACAACAGAUCAUUGGUCCCACAGGAAAGAAGGGUGCCAGGGUAAGUUACUUAUUAUUGCUUGUUUAUGUAUUUUUCACUUUAGGUCAAACCUGCAAACCCGCAACAAUAACCCUAAGGUGCCCCUAACCACACAAGAUGGCCCUCUGGUGUUACUUUAAUAUACAGUCAGUGGUGACGCACAUUAAUGGCUUCUGCAUUGCAACAAACUAGAAGCCAUCUCAUCCUGACAGUUAAAGUGCUGUUAAUUGGUGGUGGGAGUAUUCUCUCACAACAAGGACCAAAUCCCCAGGCCUGCCUGUCAACAAACACUGGGGACUAAUGGAUUACCCAUGCUACACCACAGAGAUAGCUAUUUCCUCUCUAGAAGUAGUCGUCCACAGUGUAUUGUUAAAAGUUAGAGUUUAAGGGGGGGGGUGGAUCUUCAGAUCUUUCUUUGUUUAAACAACACUUCAAAGGCCCCCUUGGUUGCUAAGCUGCUUUUGAUUGUUGUACUGUAAGUGGUUGUAGUGUUUAUUGAUUGGCCUGUGUGUGUGUGACUGUCUGUGUUGUGUUACUCAGGGUGAAAUUGGUCCCGUCGGUCCGACCGGACCCCAGGGAGUAAAGGGGGUCCAAGGAGUCAAAGGAGAAAAGGUAAACCACACAGAAUAGUGCCAUCCAUCUUGUCAUUACCUCAGGUUCCACCAUAACCCAUUUCCUGCCCUGAGAUUCACCCCUACCCAGCAGACAUAACAAUCGCAUGGUAGGUAUAACAAUCACAUGGUCAACAAUCACAUGGUCGACAUAACAAUCACAUGGUCGACAUAACAAUCACAUGGUCGACAUAACAAUUACAUGGUCAACAUAACAAUCACAUGAUAGGCAUAACAAUUACAUGGUAGACAUAACAAUCACAUGGUAGGCAUAAUCACAUGGUCGACACAACAAUCACAUGGUCGACACAACAAUCACAUGGUCGACAUAACAAUCACAUGGUCGACAUAAUCACAUGGUCGACACAACAAUCACAUGGUCGACACAACAAUCACAUGGACACAACAAUCACAUGGUAGGCAUAACAAUCUCAUGGUCGACACAACAAUCACAUGGUCGACAUAACAAUCACAUGUUCGACACAACAAUCACAUUUAACAUAUUAUUGUGUUGUGACUGCUGGUAUAGAAAAAGAAAGUGUGUGUUUAUGUCUGGGCUGAUGUGUAUGGUUUGUCUGUUGGGUUUCUACAGGGUAGUCCUGGGUUCGGCAUUCCUGGACAGCAGGGACCAAAGGGAGAAAAUGGUGAAAGGGUGAGUGCUUCAUUACCGGUGUGUGUCAUUGGCCAGAUGACCUGACGAAGAUCCAACUCGAAUCGAAACGUUGUCUUUUUUGUGCGUGUGUUUAAAUCACCAUGGGAACAUACCAGUUGCGGACAUCUCUUUUUUCGUUGAUACGAUCUUCUGUCCUGCACCUGAUAAGUUAGAUGUGCAUAUAUUUAUCUUUUUUCUAUUGGUCAGAUGAGCCAUUAUACUCUAGGACAGGCUGACAUGUUGGUUUCCUCCACCUUACAGGGAAAUGUUGGCUUGUCUGGGAAACCUGGACCCAAGGUAAAUAACUUCUCUCAUUCCACUUUACAUGCUAUCAAUGUCGUUACAUUGUAGGGACAUUUUAGAGCUAUUCGAAUGAAACAUUCACGCAUCAUGUCAUUGCUAACUCCAUCUUUACAGGGGCAUGAUGGCUCUAAAGGGGAAGAGGGGACUGUUGGGGUCCCCGGGAAUCCUGGAGCACCAGGACUAAGAGGUAAAGAUGUAAGUAAAUCCUGACUGGCUGUUAUUGCAGUGACGAAAGUGUGUGUGUGUGUGUGUGUGCGUGUGAGAUAAAUGGUGUCACGAUCGUCGUAGGGAAUAGACCAAGGCGCAGCGUGAUGAACGAACAUGUUUAAACUUUAUUAUCUUUAGUGAUAAUAGACAACAAUAAACAAAACAAGAAACGACUCGUGAAGUCCACGGUAACAAAGACCAACACGGAACAAAAACCCACCAACACAAAGGGAAAACAGACAGUUUAAAUAUGGCUCCCAAUUAGAGACAACCAACGACAGCUGACACUCGUUGCCUCUGAUUGGGAGUCACUCUAGCCAACAUAGAAAUAGAAGAACUAGAACCCCCAACAUAGAAAUAUACCACAUAGAAUGAACACACCCUGGCUCAACAUAUAGAGUCCCAGAGCCAGGGUGUGACAGUACCCCCCCCUAAAGGCGCGGACUGCGACCGCGCCUCCACUAGAACAAAACAGGGGAGGGCUGGGUGGGCAUUCCUCCUCGGCGGCGGUUCUGGCUCCGGCCUUGCCCACCACCCUCCAAUAAUCCCCCCAUAGCGCCCCUGGUCCGGUCUGGCCCCGCUGGCUGGAGCUGAACUGGACGUAGCAGGAGCGGUUAGCUUCAGCUCCGUUGUGGAGCAGUUGAGCGGUACCUGAUUAGGCACCGAUGACCCAGGCACGGGUUGUGCCGGACUGACGACGCGCACCCCUGGCUUGGUGCGUGAGGCAGGAACGGACCGGACCGGGCUGACGAUGCGCACCCCUGGCUUGGUGCGUGGAGCAGCAACGCGCCGGACCGGGCUGACGAUACGCACCCCUGGCUUGGUGCGUGGAGCCGGAACGGGCCUCACCGAACUGACGACUCGCACCCCUGGCUUGGUGCGUGGAGCAGCAACGGGCCGGACCGGGCUGACGAUGCGCACCCCUGGCUUGGUGCGUGGAGCCGGAACGGGCUUUACCGGACUGACGACUCGCACCCCUGGCUUGGUGCGUGGAGCAGCAACGGGCCGGACCGGGCUGACGAUGCGCACCCCUGGCUUGGUGCGUGGAGCCGGAACGGGCUUUACCGGGUUGACGAUGCGCACCCCUGGCUUGGUGCGUGGAGCAGCAACGGGCCGGACCGGGCUGACGAUACGCACCCCUGGCUUGGUGCGUGGAGCCGGAACGGGCUUUACCGGGCUGACGACUCGCACCCCUGGCUUGGUGCGUGGAGCAGCAACAGGCUUUACCAGGCUGACGACUCGCACUCCUGGCUUGGUGCGAGUAGCAGGAACGGGCUGGACCAGGCUGACGACUCGCACCCCUGGCUUGGUGCGAGUAGCAGGAACGUUCUGGACCAGGCUGACGACUCGCACCCCUGGCUUGGUGCGAGUGGCAGGAACAGGCCGGGCCGGGCUGGCGACUCGCACCCCUGGCUUGGUGCGAGUGGCAGGAACAGGCCGGGCCGGGCUGGCGACGCGCACCGUAGGCUUGGUGCGAGUGGCAGGAACAGGCCGAGCCGGGCUGGCGACGCACACCGUAGGCUUGGUGCGAGUGGCAGGAACAGGCCGGGCCGGGCUGGCGACGCGCACCGUAGGCUUGGUGCGAGUGGCAGGAACAGGCCGGGCCGGGCUGGCGACGCACACCGUAGGCUUGGUGCGAGUGGCAGGAACAGGCUGGGCCGGACUGGCGACGCACACCUUAGGCUUGGUGCGAGGGGCAGGAACAGGCCGGGCCGGGCUGGCGACGCACACCGUAGAUUUGGUGCGAGUGGCAGGAACAGGCUGGGCCGGACUGGCGACGCACACCGUAGGCUUGGUGCGUGGAGCAGGGACAGGCCAGACUGCGCUGGCGACGCACACCGUAGGCUUGGUGCGUGGAGCAGGGACAGGCCGGACCGGGCUGGCGACGCACACCGUAGGCUUGGUGCGAGGGGCAGGAACAGGUCGGGCCGGACUGGCGACGCGCACCCAUAACUUAGUGCGGGGAGCAGGAAUGGGCCGGACCGGACUGGUGACGCACACCACUUGCUUGGUGUGAGGAGCGGGACUGGGUUUCAUCAUAACCCUCCGCUCCCUCAGCUGCCUACCUAGUUCCUCUCGCCGUGCCUCUAUUCUCACCCUCUCCCUUAUCGCCUCCAGUAACUCUACCCUCUGCACCACUAACUCCUUCUCCCUCUGCGCCAAUAGCCCCCUUAACCUGGUGGCCUCCUCACCUAAUCGCCCUGUGGCAGCCUCCUGCUGCCCAGUCGCCCAUGCCGUGUGCCCCCCCCUAAAAAUGUUUUGGGGUUGCCUCUCGACCGUCCGACGACAACACUGAUCACGCCGUUGCUCCUCUCUCCGUCGCGCCUCUACCGUCUCACUCCAUGGCCGGCGAUCCAUCCCGGCCAGGAUUUCCUCCCAGGUCCAGGACCCCUGUCCGUCCAAAAUCUGCUCCCACGUCCAGGCUGCCUGCUCCUGGACACGCUGCUUGGUCCUGGUAUGGUGGGUUCUUCUGUCAUGAUCGUCGUAGGGAAUAGACCAAGGCGCAGCGUGAUGAACGAACAUGUUUAAACUUUAUUAUCUUUAGUGAUAAUAGACAACAAUAAACAAAACAAGAAACGACUCGUGAAGUCCACGGUAACAAAGACCAACACGGAACAAAAACCCACCAACACAAAGGGAAAACAGACAGUUUAAAUAUGGCUCCCAAUUAGAGACAACCAACGACAGCUGACACUCGUUGCCUCUGAUUGGGAGUCACUCUAGCCAACAUAGAAAUAGAAGAACUAGAACCCCCAACAUAGAAAUAUACCACAUAGAAUGAACACACCCUGGCUCAACAUAUAGAGUCCCAGAGCCAGGGUGUGACAAAUGGCCUGUUCACAUUAUAUUGGCAAAUAGGAUUAGGAUCAAUAUAAUACAUUCACAUUGUUCUUCAAACAGUCAGCAUGUGUUAGAUGACACUCUCGGGGUGACAAUUGUCCUUGUCUAUAGGGUGUGCCUGGAAUCAAAGGAGAAUCAGGACUACGGGUGAGUUCAUGCAUCUGUAUCCGCUGUCCUAUAUUUCAGUAUAGUCUCCUUGUAUGUAGCUUACCAAAAAUGCAAUGAAACCUCUGCCAAUAGCUCUGAACCUCUAUGGCACAGGGUAAUGCACUCGCCACGUUACCACUGGUUUACUGGUUCAAGCCCCACUCCCUCUGUUCCGCCUCAAUCACUACAACAACAUUAGAUUUAGACACAGCACCUACAGCAUACGAUUGGAUACAACACCCACAAACAUGCUGUGAGUCACAGUUUUUCCUCUCUGUUAUGAAUGUUUUCUCCUCAGGGAGAACAGGGAUCAGCUGGUGAGCCUGGUGAGAGAGGAAUAAGGGUAAAGUCUCCGUGUUCUACCCAACUCUUAUCGUUUCUCUGCACACAAGUUUGAAAUAUGUUGCACUGUCUGUUGGAGGGGAUACUCUUUGCCUUAUUCUGACUCUAUAGUGUGAUUGUAGGGCCCACUGGGGUUACCGGGACGACCAGGGGACCCAGCAGAGAAAGGAGAUACGGGGAACAUUGGUUUGCCUGUAAGCAUUGUCUGACUUUACUAUCAAGCGCUAUUUUGUUUGUAAAACUUUAUUAGUCGCUGUCAAAGAUACAACCCUGAUUGAUUUGAAUUCCUCUGCGUGGUUUGAUAUGUUCAGCGAUAUGAUUUCGUCUUUUUUUUCAGGGAAUGGAGGGAAAGAAAGGAGAGCCUGUAGGUCUACGUUCACAACAACAUACUAUCCAACAUGUAUCACUGCAUGCAGCGGUUGGCUGACUCUCCAUCACGCUUGGUUUAGGCCAAUGUCUCACGUCACUGACUUUGCCCAUUGUUGAGGAACAUAAACACUCUUGUGUUUCUAAUUAUAUUCUUAGCCUGAUAAAAUGCACAAAUGAAACUUUAUUAAUCAUGUUAUGUUCCCCUUGAGUGAGUCUUGUAUCUCCCAUCAGUAUUGUGAUGGCGAUGCAGGACUGCUCAGCUAGCACAAUGUAUUUACUAGCCGCUAGUUUCUAAUCGCACAUCCCUCUUGUUUUGCUUUGUUCCCAUGGUCUCGCCUCUGAAGGGAAAACCAGGACCUCCGGGAGGCGCGCAAGUAAGUCCACACAUAAUCCAUUACCACUUCAGAACAACUUUACAUCAACUCAGCCAUCCCUGGCAGAUGGAACUAGUGAGAAGAUGCUUGAUGCUCCUAGAAGCGAGCCCAAGGGGUUUGAUUAUAUUUCCAGGGAGUUAGAUGAAAACGUGAUUGAACAUUAACUUAACUUUUUGGGGGUCGUUAAUUUUGUUUAAUAUGACUAGUCCAUCUUUAAUUUAACCCUUUCAAGACCGUUUAUGGAGAGGACUGGACCUGUUUCAUAUUUCUGUUGUGUUUGUUCCCUCCAGUUCAGUUCAGACAACAAUAUCCUGACCAGGGUGAUCAAGGUGAGAUAAGUGGAAUCUACGUCAUCGGCAUGACAUGGACCACUGUAUAAUAGAUGUAUAUGUACUUAAUCACAGUGUAAUAGAUUUAUUUAAUCACAGUGUAAUAGAUUUACUUAAUCACAGUAUAAUAGAUUUACUUAAUCACAGUGUAAUAGAUUUACUUAAUCACAGGGUAAUAUAUUUACUUAAUGACAGUGUAAUAGAUGUACUUAAUCACAGUGUAAUAUAUUUACUUAAUCACAGUGUAAUAGAUUUACUUAAUCACAGUAUAAUAGAUUUACUUAAUCACAGUAUAAUAGAUUUACUUAAUCACAGUAUAAUAAAUUUACUUAAUCACAGUAUAAUAUAUUUACUUAAUCACAGAAUAAUAUAUUUACUUAAUCACAGUAUAAUAGAUGGACUUAAUCACAGUAUAAUAUAUGUACUUAAUCACAGUGUAAUAGAUUUACUUAAUCACAGUAUAGUAGAUUAACUUAAUCACAGUAUAAUAGAUUUACUUAAUCACAGUAUAAUAGAUGUACUUAAUCACAGUAUAAUAUAUUUACUUAAUCACAGUAUAAUAUAUGUACCUAAUCACAGUGUAAUAGAUUUACUUAAUCACAGUAUAAUAGAUUAACUUAAUCACAGUAUAAUAGAUUUACUUAAUCACAGUAUAAUAGAUGUACUUAAUCACAGUAUAAUAGAUUUACUUAAUCACAGUAUAAUACAUUGACAUGUAUUCCUAUUGCUCAAGCUCUUAGCCAGAAAUACCUAUUUCUAUUAUAUUAUUUUUAUUAUGUUAUUUUCUAUUCUAUUAUUUUCUAUUUGAUUCAGGCUGUUGUGUUUUCUUAUCCAUCAGGGUGAACCAGGAGAUCCUGGAGAGCCCGGUCUCAGAGGGGAGACAGGUCUGCCUGGACAAAGGGUGAGUGUCACACCUAGAGGUCACAGGUCAUGUUUGGCGGAUCAUGGUCACAAUAACUCUGUAUUCUUCUCUCUGUAGGGUCCUGAUGGAAAACCAGGACCACCAGGAACGGUAUGAUCACAUGAGUAAACAAUGAAGAGCUCUAUCGCUAAGUAGUAUCGCUCAGACUUUUCAAACGUUCUGUGAACAGGCUGAUAAAAGAUAUGUAUGUAAAACCCACAACGUUGAAUGACCUCAAAAUAACUGUAACCUACAAGGUGAAGGCUGAGGGCUUAUAUUGGUGUUACAUUGUUGUAACUGAUGUUUACAUCCGAUGUUUACAUCUGAACCAUGAUAACAUGUUUGACAGGGAGGGUCUGGGUCAGGGAGAGAUGGUCUGGAUGAGUUACCAGGAAAACCUGGAUCCAAGGUUUGGACACCUCUUGCCCUCACUUCCUUUCACAUGUGUUGUUGUUAUUCUAAUGUGAACACACACAAACAUACACUUACAUAGGCUAGAUGUUUUGUUGUUGUUUGUCAGCAUAACAGAACCAUUAUCACAGUAAGAGUUCACAUUAACAAAAUUGGGUGUUGAUUGUUCAAUCCAUAAAAAGGUGUUGUGUUUUGAAUGGUUUCCUGUCUGCAGGGUGACCCAGGAAAGACAGGCGAGCCAGGAAUGGUGAGUGCAGUAUUCACACCCUUUGAAUAAACAAAUGUUGCUCUAUUCCUUUAAUCAGAGGAUAACUGCAGUCCUACAGAGCUACAUGGUGUGUUUAAGCCCAGCUCUGAUAAACAUGAUUAAACCAACUGUGGUCUAAAUGAAAGACUGUUAUUAGUUGUUGAUCAGUUGAUUCAGGGAGUGUUACUGCUGGGUGAAACAAAACCCUGCACCGGCUGUGGCUCUCCAGGACUACAGCAGUUUCCCUCUUGCGUUACACUACAUUACAUUGAUUGAUGAUGUGCAUGGACUAAUGAAGUACUUCAGAAGAUGGUUUGGGUUACGAUGAGGUUAGACAGUUGAACUAGCUCACAAGGCUUUUAUAAGUUAUGUUUUUCAAGAAUCAAAGAGUAUGUAUUAUUAAUUUAAAUGAUCAAAAACCAUACAGUUGGUGGUGUGAUUUUCAUAAUUUACCACUGAUGAGAAAGCCUUCUGCUGUGCAUAGUAUGUGGACUUCUCUCAGCAAGAGCUUGUCAAUUCAUUUAACAUUAUAUAGUAGCAAUGUUGUACGAGUUUGAUGAUUGUUAGUCAUCCAUGAGUCAUUUAAGAAUACCAUAAUGUAUGCAGAAGGGCAAGGAAGCCCACUUUAUAUAUGGGAAAUGUGUGUGUGCGUGUGCGCUUGCAUGUGCGUUUGCGUGUGAGCUUGUGUGUGUGUGUGCAUGUGCGUGUGUGUGCGCUUGUGUGUGCGUGCGCGUGUGUGUGUGCGUGUGUGUGUCUCUGAGCAGAGGGGAGAGAAAGGAGAUCAAGGCAGGGUGGGGAUUGCUGGAAUGCCCGGGUUACCUGGGACCCCAGUGAGUAUGUUUCUGUCAUUGUCAUCAUCAUAACAUACAGUAAUUAAAUAUUACAAUACUUAAUAUCAAACAAUUGCACUUGGCUAUGAUUUGUAUAACAAAAAUACUGACUAUUUCAUUAUCUGUAGAUAGAUUUUUUUUUUGCCAGUUUGUGAGUGACAUAUUUGUCUCCUUGAUAUGUAGGGGAGACCUGGCAUUGAUGGAAAGAGAGGACUGGCUGGAAAAGAUGUGAGCAUUUUUGUUUCUCUGUGUCAAAUAUUUUAUUGAUUCGAUGUUCCUGCUCUGUUCUACUUAAGAUCACUUAAAAAAUUCCCCAAAAUACAAAUACCCCAAAAUGAAGACUUCUCCUAAUUAUUCUCUUGUGACAGGGAGAACAAGGACUAAGAGGAGUUGAUGGCAAAAAGGUAGGAUUUGGAGCAAGUCUGGCUAUUCCCCAAACACACCAACACAAUAAACCAUUUUUGUGAUUUUUCUUUUCUAACACUAGGGUGAUAAUGGUGAAUCUGGAACUGAUGUAAGUUAUUUUAUUUUAAUAAGGCAUUAUUCAUUGUCAUCAAAUUAUGAAUAUGAUAAUUAUGCCCAGUUGUUAAUUGCUCCUAUCAUCCCCCCAGGGGAAAAAAGGGGAAGUGGGUGCUCCGGGCCCACCUGGUACCCAUGUUCUGGUCACUCAACAUGAGGUAAGUACAUCUCCACAUUCCCUACAAACUGGUGCACCAUGUAAGGACAAUCUUCGACAUUAUCCAUGAUAACCCGUCUGGUUCUCCAAAAGGCGUCCCACGGCUGGUGGUUUUAUUAGCCCCCACCAAGUAAAAAAAUAAUAUAUAUAUAUAUAUAUAUAUUAUUUAUUUGUUUUUUAAUUUAAAAAAAAUAAUAUAUACAAUAUAUAUACAUUGCCUAGCAAAAGUAUUCAUCCCCCUAGCCAUUUUUCCUAUUUUGUUGCAACCUGUAAUUUAAAUGGAUUUUUAUUUGGAUCUCAUGUAAUGGACAUACACAAAAUAGUCCAAAUUGGUGAAGUGAAAUGAAACAAAUAACUUGUUUCAAAAAAUUCAAAAAAACUAAUAACGGAAAAGUGGUGCGUGCAUACAGUGGGGAGAACAAGUAUUUGAUACACUGCCGAUUUUGCAGGUUUUCCUACUUACAAAGCAUGUAGAGUUCUGUAAUUUUUAUGAUAGGUACACUUCAACUGUGAGAGACGGACUCUAAAACAAAAAUCCAGAAAAUCACAUUGUAUGAUUUUUAAGUAAUUCAUUUGCAUUUUAUUUCAUGACAUAAGUAUUUGAUCACCUACCAACCAGUAAGAAUUCCAGCUCUCACAGACCUGUUUUUCUUUAAGAAGCCCUCCUGUUCUCCACUCAUUACCUGUAUUAACUGCACCUGUUUGAACUCGUUACCUGUAUAAAAGACACCUGUCCACACACUCAAUCAAACAGACUCCAACGUCUCCACAAUGGCCAAGACCAGAGAGCUGUGUAAGGACAUCAGGGAUUGUCACGAUCGCUGACAGAUGAAGCGGACCAAGGCGCAGCGUGAUAAGCGUACAUACUUUAUUUGUGUACACAACACGAACCAAAACAAUAAACCAACGAUAUGUGAAGUCCUAGGUUAUACACAAAACCUUACGGAACAAGAUCCCACAAAACUAACAUGCCAAAAGGCUGCCUAAGUAUGGCCCCAAUCAGAGACAACGAGCUACAGCUGUCUCUGAUUGGGAACCACCCUGGCCAACAUAGAUAUAAGCGAUCUAGAAUGAAAAACAUAGAAAACUAAACAAAAACUCCACACCCUGGCUCAACAUGUAAGAGUCCCCCGAGCCAGGGCGUGACAGUACCCCCCCCCAAAGGCGCGGACUGCGACCGCGCCAACCAAACACAAGAGGGUAGGGGCCGGGUGGGCAUUCCGCCUCGGAGGCGGGUCCGGCUCUGGGCGUGACCACCACUCUCUCUCUACCCCCCCGUAGCGCCCCUGGUCUGGUCUGGCCCCGCUGGCCGGAGCUGGACUGGACAGCGGUGGAGCGGAUUGCUUUGGCUCCGGUGUGGAGCAGCUGACCGGUGCCGGACCAGGCACCGGUGGAACAGGCACAGACCGUGCCGGACUGACGACGCGCAACACUGGCUUGGUGCGGGGAGCAAGAACGGACCGGACCGCGCUGACGACGCGCACCACUGGCUUGGUGCGGGGAGCAGGAACGGGCCGGACCGGGCUGGCGACGCGCACCACAGGCUUGGUGCGAGGGACAGGAACAGGCCGGACCGGGCUGGCGACGCGCACCACAGGCUUGGUGCGAGGGACAGGAACAGGCUGGACCGGGCUGACGACGCGCACCACAGGCUUGGUGCGAGGGACAGGAACAGGCCGGACCGGGCUGACGACGCGCACCACAGGCUUGGUGCGAGGGACAGGAACAGGCCGGACCGGGCUGACGACGCGCACCACAGGCUUGGUGCGGGGAGCAGGAACAGGCCGGACCGGGCUGGUGACGCGCACCACAGGCUUGGUGCGGGGAGCAGGGACAGGCCGGACCGGGCUGGCGACGCGCACCACAGGCUUGGUGCGGGGGACAGGAACAGGUCGGGCCGGACUGGGAACACACACCACUGGCCUUGUGCGGGAAUCAGGAACGGACCGGACUGGUGACACACACCACUUGCUUGGUGCGAGGAGCGGGACUGGGUUUCCUCAUAAACCUCCGCUCCCUCUGCUGCCUAACCAGUUCCUCUCGCCGUGCCUCUACACUCUCCUUCUCCCUCGUGACCAAUAGCCCCCGUAACCUGGUGGCCUCCUCUCCUAGUCCACCGAAUCGCCCUGUAGCUGCCUCCAGUAGCCACGUCGUCCACGCCGUGUGCCCCCCCAAAAACAUUUCUUGGGGUUGCCACUCGCGUGUCCGUCGUCGGCACGGUUGGCGCCGUUUCUCCUCUCCUGCCUGUGCAUUUACUUUUGCCCAUGGCCCUCUGCCCGCGAAUAUGUCCUCCCAAGACCACCAUUGGCCCACCUGCGACAUCGCUAUACUCUCCUCCUGGGCACGCUGCUUGGUCCUCCUUUGGUGGGAUCUUCUGUCACGAUCGCUGACAGAUGAAGCGGACCAAGGCGCAGCGUGAUAAGCGUACAUACUUUAUUUGUGUACACAACACGAACCAAAACAAUAAACCAAUGAUACGUGAAGUCCUAGGUUAUACACAAAACCUUACGGAACAAGAUCCCACAAAACUAACAUGCCAAAAGGCUGCCUAAGUAUGGUCCCCAAUCAGAGACAACGAGCUACAGCUGUCUCUGAUUGGGAACCACCCUGGCCAACAUAGAUAUAAAUGAUCUAGAACGAAAAACAUAGAAAACUAAACAAAAACUCCACACCCUGGCUCAACAUUUAAGAGUCCCCCGAGCCAGGGCGUGACAGGGAUAAAAUUGUAGACCUGCACAAGGCUGCGAUGGUCUACAGGACAAUAGGCAAGCAGCUUGGUGAGAAGGCAACAACUGUUGGUGCAAUUAUUAGAAAAUGGAAGUUCAAGAUGACGGUUAAUCACCCUCGGUCUGGGGCUCCAUGCAAGAUCUCACCUCGUGGGGCAUCAAUGCUCAUGAGGAAGGUGAGGGAUCAGCCCAGAACUACACGGCAGGACCUGGCCAAUGACCUGAAGAGAGCUGGGACCACAGUCUCAAAGAAAACCAUUAGUAACACACUACGCCGUCAUGGAUUAAAAUCCUGCAGCGCACGCAAGGUCCACCUGCUCAAGCCAGCGCAUGUUCAGGCCCGUCUGAAGUUUGCCAAUGACCAUCUGGAUGAUCCAGAGGAGGAAUAGGAAAAGGUCAAGUGGUCUGAUGAGACAAAAAUAGAGCUUUUUGGUCUAAACUCCACUCGCCGUGUUUGGAGGAAGAAGAAGGAUGAGUACAACCCCAAGAACACCAUCCCGACCGUGAAGCAUGGAGGUGAGAAUAUCAUUCUUUGGGGAUGCUUUUCUGCAAAGGGGACAGGACGACUGUACCGUAUUGAGGGGAGGAUGGAUGGGGCCAUGUAUCGCGAGAUCUUGGCCAACAACCUCCUUCCCUCAGUAUGAACAUUGAAGAUGGGUCGUGGCUGGGUCUUCCAGCAUGACAACGACCCGAAAGACACAGCCAGGGCAACUAAGGAGUGGCUCCGUAAGAAGCAUCUCAAGGUCCUGGAGUGGCCUAGCCAGUCUCCAGACCUGAACCCAAUAGGAAUCUUUGGAGGGAGCUGAAAGUCCGUAUUGCCCAGCGACAGCCCCGAAACCUGAAGGAUCUGGAGAAGGUCUGUAUGGAGGAGUGGGCCAAAAUCCCUGCUGCAGUGUGUGCAAACCUGGUCAAGACCUACAGGAAACGUAUGAUCUCUGUAAUUGCAAACAAAGGUUUCUGUACCAAAUAUUAAGUUCUGCUUUUCUGAUGUAUCAAAUACUUAUGUCAUGCAAUAAAAUGCUAAUUAAUUACUUAAAAAUCAUACAAUGUGAUUUUCUGGAUUUUUGUUUUAGAUUCCGUCUCUCACAGUUGAAGUGUACCUAUGAUAAAAAAUUACAGACCUCUACAUGCUUUGUAAGUAGGAAAACCUGCAAAAUCGGCAGUGUAUCAAAUACUUGUUCUCCCCACUGUAUGUAUCACCCCCUUUUCUAUAAGAUCUGGUGCAACCAAUUACCUUCAGAAGUCACAUAAUUAGUUAAAUAAAGUCCACCUGUGUGCAAUCUAAGUGUCACAUGAUCUGUCACAUGAUCUCAGUAUAUAUAUACUUGUUCUGAAAGGCCUCAGAGUCUGCAACACCACUAAGCAAGGGGCACCACCAAGCAAGCGGCACCAUGAAGACCAAGGAGCUUUCCAAACAGGUCAGGGACAAAGUGGUGAUAAGUACAGAUCAGGGUUGGGUUAUAAAAAAAAAUCAGAAACUUUGAACAUCCCACGGAGCACCAUCCUAAUCCAUUAUUAAAAAAUGGAAAGAAUAUGGCACCACAAUAAACCUGCCAAGAGAGGGCCGCCCACCAAAACUCACGGACCAGGCAAGGAGGGCAUUCAUCAGAGAGGCAACAAAGAGACCAAAUAUAACCCUGAAGGAGCUGCAAAGCUCCACAGCGGAGAUUAUAGGACCACUUUAAGCCGUACACUCCACAGAGCUGGGCUUUACGGAAGAGUGGCCAGAAAAAAGCCAUUGCUUAAAGAAAAAAAAUAAGCAAACACGUUUGGUGUUUGCCAAAAGGCAUGUGGGAGACUCCCCAAACAUAUGGAAGAAGGUAAUCUGGUUAGAUGAGACUAAAAUUUAGCUUUUUGGCCAUCAAGGAAACCGCUAUGUCUGGCGCAAACCCAACACCUCUCAUCACCCUGAGAACACCAUCCCCACAGUGAAGCAUGGUGGUGGCAGUAUCAUGCUGUGGGGAUGUUUUUCAUCGGCAAUGACUGGGAAACUGGUCAGAAUUGAAGGAAUGAUGGAUUGCGCUAAAUACAGGGAAAUUCUUGAGGGAAACCUGUUUCAGUCUUCCAGAGAUUUGAGACUGGGACAGAGGUUCACCUUCCAGCAGGACAAUGACCCUAAGCAUACUGCUAAAGCAACACUCGAGUGGUUUAAGGGGAAACAUUUAAAUGUCUUGGAAUGGCAUAGUCAAAGCCCAGACCUCAAUCCAAUUGAGAAUCUGUGGUAUGACUUAAAGAUUGCUGUACACCAGCGGAACCCAUCCAACUUGAAGGAGCUGGAGCAGUUUUGCCUUGAAGAAUGGGCAAAAAUCCCAGUGGCUAGAUGUGCCAAGCUUAUAGAGACAUACCCCAAGAGACUUGCAGCUGUAAUUGCUGCAAAAGGUGGCUCUACAAAGUAUUGACUUUGGGAGGGUGAAUACUUGUACACGCUCAAGUUUUCCGUUUUUUUGUCUUAUUUCUUGUUUGUUUCAUAAUAAAAAAUAUUUUGCAUCUUCAAAGUGGUAGGCAUGUUGUGUAAAUCAAAUUACACAAACACCCAAGAAAUCCAUUUUAAUUCCAGGUUGUAAGGCAACAAAAUAGGAAAAAUGCCAAGGGGGGUGAAUACUUUCGCAAGCCACUGUACAUGAAAGACUAAAAUCCCCAGGAAAUGAGCUCAAAGUCAUUUUAAUUUAGGAAAUCUGUUCCCAAGUAUUCCUACGCAUAAAUAGAGGCAUAUGUGAUCAUAUCCCUGUGUAAUCAAGGUUUGAAAUUAUUCUGUUUUUGUCAAAUAUUAUAUCUGUUUGGGAUUCUUGCUGUCAUUUUGCAGUGUACAAAUGAUUUAUAACUAUGUUCCGGGCCUCCAACCAUCCACUCAAGGCUUAUAAUUGGAGACCCCUUGUCUAUGGCCUCCAGACCUGGGUUCAAAUACUAUUUGAAAUCUUUCAAAUACUUUGAGCUUUUGCUCUAGUCUGCCUGGAGUGCCAGAUGAGUGAAGUUUAACGUUUUGGGACUAUUCCAUUAAGCCAGACCAGCUCAAUCAAACACAGAUUCAGUAUUUGAAAUUAUUUCAAAUAAUGUUUGAACCCAGGUCUGAUGGCCUCUCAGAGAGAACCAAAGCAACGAAUGCUUUCCAUGAAUAGAAUGUCAUGCAUCUUGAAAAGUACUUCCUGCAGUACUGUUAAAUAGGUUGUGAUUAAUAGGAGGAAUGUGAUAAUGGCAUUAGAUAUUUUAACCAUAUUUGCCUCUGACUGUAUUGUUGAUGAAUGUUCCCAGGGUGCCACCCUUGAAGAGAUGAGACAGGCAUUCCCUAUGCCAAUGGGACCUCCUGGGGCUAAAGUAAGCACAAUGUUCAAACACUGCAUGGUUCUAUCUAUGAAUGAAUCUAAUUGGUAUAGUCAGCUGCAGCAUCUACACCCAACAACUGCCUGGCAAGGUGUGAAUACUGUAUAUGUUGAUUGAUUGAUUGAUUGAUAUGGAUAGAUUGGUGGAUGGAUGAAUUGGUGGAUGGAUUGGUGGGUUGGUGGAUGGAUGGAUGGGUUGGUGGGUGGGUGGGUGGAUGGAUGGAUUGGUGGAUGGAUUGGUGGAUGGAUGGAUGGAUGAAUUGGCGGAUGGAUUGGUGGGUUGAUGGAUGGGUGGGUUGGUGGCUGGAUGGAUUGGUGGGUUGGUGGAUGGAUGGAUGGGUUGGUGGGUGGGUGGGUGGAUGGAUGGAUUGGUGGAUGGAUUGGUGGAUGGAUGGAUGGAUGAAUUGGCGGAUGGAUUGGUGGGUUGAUGGAUUGGUGGGUUGGUGGAUGGAUGGAUUGGUGGGUUGGUGGGUGGGUGGGUGGGUGGAUGGAUGGAUUGGAUAGAUGGAUGGGUUGGUGGGUGGGUGGGUGGGUGGAUGGAUGGAUGGAUGGAUUGGUGGAUGGAUGGAUGGUGUAUUGAUUGAUGAAUUAUAUAUGAUCCCAUAUAUGACGUGAUUUAUAUGAGUUGAUAUGAUCCCAAGUUGGCUAGCUGGGCUUGGCUUUAGGCUUGUAUAUGGAAUGUGCUUGAUAUCAUACAUUCUGAAUGCAUGUUUCCCUCUCUGCUUCUCUGUCUCUGUGUUUAGGGUCCACCGGGGAUGAAGGUAAGAGAUAUUGCUGACAUUACUUUAUUGAUGAGUGAAGAUAUUACUGAUGUGGAAUUUUAAUGUGUCUACUUUAUAUGUUCAGGGAGAGCAAGGCGAGAGGGGAUUGAAAGGAGAGAAGGUAUUGUGUGCUCAGUAAUUUUUUUUAAAUAGAAUAGUUUGUUCAUGCUUAUUUGUGAAAUGUAUUGUAAAGUGUUACUAAAUAUUGUUUCACACAUCCAAUCAUUGAAACUAAAUGGACUUUGAAAUUACAUUGUUUUGACCUGUCAUACUCCUAUUCCACAGGGUGACGCUGGUCUUCCAGGGAAAGCAGCUGAGAUGAAGGUAGACAUCUUAGAACUACAUUAACGGCACAUACAUUCCAUAGUAGACAACAAUUCAUCCAAAAAAUGUUUUAUUUUCUCCUGCCCAGAACAUUGAAGUCAUGUUUGAAGACUAUGGCAUAAGGGUAAGCUCUUGACUCCGAAUCCCAAACAGUUUUAUAGUUCAAAGAGUUUUUAAUUUCACAGCCCAAGAUGGCUGUCCCAUUAAGAAGGACUCUGUUUCACAGCUGCCCUUGCUGAAGGCACUGAUUGACAGGCUGCUGCAGGACGGUAUGGAGGAGCUUCUGCAGGAGCUAACCACCUCUAGGAGAGCCAAGGAGGAGAAACACAGCUCCAACAUUAUCACUGACUACACAGUACGUACACAGUCCAUACAUACCCUAAUCACACCGGGAGCCAUACCUGGUCAUUUAGUGGGUUCAGUGAGGAAAAUUGGAAUUGGAAUGUCAAUUCACUUCCUGAAUUGACUGAAUUUAAAUGGAAUUUACCAUAACCCUGGUAACAAGCCUGGUGUCAGAACUCUUAGUUAGUUCUGGACUCAUGAGUGUGUUAGUGCUGGACUAGGGAGAGUGUUAGUGCUGGACUCAUGAGUGUGUGUUUUGAACAGAGCUCUGUAAAGGAUGAGAUCUCCAAGGAGCCUCUGACAGAGAUGGACACCAUAGAGGAGGCAGCUGACUCUGACCUAGACAGACAGCUACUAGAACCUAACUCUGUAAGUAUCCACUCCAAACAUGCUACGUGGCAUAGGAACGCUUUCCCUCACACAUAUUAAGCCUAACCCUAACACACAAAACAGAGCUAGUUCUAUGGAGAUUCUCCAUUGAGUAUGGUUUUUAGUCCAGGACUAAUCUUUAUCUGUGUCCCAGAAAUCAACCCAUAUUCUAAAGCCCAGUCUAAUUAUGUAUCCGAUCAGAUAAACUGUUGUACCAUGUAAUUAUUCAUCCAUUCUCUAUCUUCUGAAGGAUGCUUUGAAUGAAACGACGGAAGGCCCCACAUUCUGGGGUAUCACCACUCUUAAUGCCGUUAAUGGGGACCAAGACGUGGGGAGGAUCGAGAGCAUCUCUAAGGGGAUAGAGGGGAUACUGACAGUGGACAAGGAUUUCAGUGAAGCUCCCACGUCCAAGUUGACUUUAUCAAACUCAACAUUUAACCACACUACGUCCGAAGAGGUAAGGGGUACCUCUUCUACCCACAACCAAACAGUGUCUAUCAAAUUGAACAAUGAAUCUGUGUGUGUGUGUGUGUGUGUUUUAGAGGGUCUCUGAGGUACCAGGGGCAAUAGUAGAAACUGUUCUCCUCAGUGGGGAAGACUCCUUGAAGAAAAAGAAGGGUCGAGAACGGAAGGUGAUGUCACUACAAAUUAUUUUAUUUUUUUAUACAUCUGAUUUUUUAACACAACCUUGUUGGAUUCAACACAAUUUCCAAAUUUGAGAAAAGUGUGUGUAACUUGAAUCAUGCGAUUAAACUUAAGUUGUUCACAACCUAUUUGUAUUCAUGACUAUACAAACUAAUGUUAUAUUUAAAUAGGUCUAAAUAGAUACUGUCAAAGAAAAUAUGUAAACUUUCUUAACCCUGACACAUUUCCUUAAAUGUACAUUUCCAACCAUUUUCAGAAUUUUCCAAUCAAUUAUUUUCUCUCCCAUUAAUCAACCCAUGACAUAGAUAUCUUUGACCUUAACUACUACAGCAUGUUAGAUCUUUAUUUCCUAUAAAGCAUUACAACUUUUAACUGUGAAAUUCUGAACCAGGGCAAGGGACAGAAAGGAAGACAUAGGAGGCAAAGACAACGCCUGGUAAACGCCCAAACUAAAGAUGGAGUCAAAAUAACCAUAUAAACGCCCAAACUAAACAUGUCUAACAUUUACAUUGUCACAGUCUGUUGCUAAGCAUGUCACCCCUACCAGUCUUAACCUCAACUACUUUAAAUGACUAUCAAUAAAAGAAUUACUAUCAUUUAUUUCUCAGCAAACCUAACAUUUAUCGAAUUCUAAAUCUAAAUCAAAACUAAGCUUAUUAAACUGUACUUUCUGUGCCUAACUUAACCAAUAAAAGGUAUUAAAUCAUCAUAACAUACAUUUUAAAACAACUAAAAGCAUGCAUUUUUUCUCCUAACUUGUCUUUGUUUUGUCCUUAUUGUUUAAGACUUGUAUGUCACGUAAGUCAUGUCCUGCACUCCCUGUUUUCUGCUUUGCAUCAAAUACAUGAUUAUGAUUUUUUUUUAAUGAAAGAUAUCUCCUCUUGAUCUCAUUUACAUAUGGGACUCACCUUUUUCUCUCCUCUCUAAAGACGAGUACGGAGGAGGAGGAGGAAGCGGAGGAGGAGGAAUUUAACGAUGGGGAAGAGUACAGUUAUGAAUACGAGGUGAGAAAUUAUAAUUCCUAA
Molecule: messenger RNA, 81938 nt
Organism: Coregonus sp. 'balchen'
Lineage: Eukaryota; Metazoa; Chordata; Actinopteri; Salmoniformes; Salmonidae
Source: the annotation of a GenBank genome assembly